Messenger RNA from Podarcis lilfordi (Lilford's wall lizard), 74255 nucleotides. NCBI's taxonomy places the organism in Eukaryota, Metazoa, Chordata, Lepidosauria, Squamata, Lacertidae. The record is from the annotation of a GenBank genome assembly.
CCCAAAUAAAUCCUGGCUACGCCCAUGGUUUGGGGGCACUUAACCCACAAAACUGAGCAACACGCAAUCUACGCCGUUUUGACGUACUGUUUCUUUAAGAGCAGAAAGGAGGAGGUGAGUGGGGCUGUCAGCUGACAGCAGCAGUGGCGGCUGAUGCUUUAACACAGGGCGAAAACACAGGGCUUUCUCUCGUGCAGGAUUCUAACUGCGCUUACUCAGAGGCAAAUCCGAGCCCAGCAGCGGGACUUCUCUCUCAGUAAAUGUCCUCGGCACAGACGUUUUAAUUGCAAGCAUGUCGCGCAGCGUCAGAUCCUGAGACCUGGCCUUUCACUGCUAGACGCCCCCGCGCAACGCGAUCCUAUUCUGCUCGCCUGGUGGGGGAAUUCCUCCCAGUUUAGUAUUGCAGAAAUAAAGUGAUGGGGGAGGGAGGGGAAAUGUGCUUUGCUUCUUUGUGUAGACCGGUUUCUUUUUAACCCGGGGUGGUGGAAUCCAUGUUUAUUCCAAAGCCUAAAUAAUGCAAGGGAUCCGCCGAAGGCGCCUUCGCUUUCCCAAUGGGCAGGCGCCAUAGGCAAAGGGGGCGGGCAAGGCUGCUGCUUCUCCCCCCGCCUUCCCUUCCCGGGAUCGCGAUUGGCUGCAUGCGGGCUUGUGGCUUGCCAGCCUUCUUGCAGGGCUCUGGUUGCCGGUGGGGGUCAGCAGAUGAUCUGCAGCCGGUGAGUGAGGCCGGGAAAUUUGGGACAAUGUCUCUGGGCAGGUAAGCCAGCGUAAUAAGACAGCGCCGGGGGUGUUUUUCCUUUUGGUUAGGGGGCUGACUAGCUCAGUCCAGGGGCUGCUGCUGUUUGGAAGGGCCUCAUGUUGAACCCCCCCCUUUUUUUUUUAGGAUAAAGCAGAGCAAUAAAGCGCAAGGUCGCCUCCGUGCGGUUAAGGGUUGUCGGAAACCUGCCGGAGCAGCAAUGGUUAAUUUCCAAAAAGAAGGGUGCCAGGGGUUGCCCACAACAGGAAGGCAUGUUUCUCGGGAAGGCUUUCUUCCAAAUCUCGUGUGUGUGAAUGUGUCAGUGUCAGAAGAUGGUGAUGGUUACUGGCUGACAAAGGCAAAAGUCAUUUUUAAGUAUGCUGAAACACCCUCCUCUUCCUUAUGAUCGCUCCUGUUCCUUUUGAAAGCCGAAGGCCCCCACUUGAGGCCUGGCUUAAAUUUAAAGGGCAGGCUAAAGCAGGUUUGCCCCACAGUAAGUUCAAAUGAGUUCAGUGAUACUCGUAAUAAAUCAUAGCUGCCAAGUGUCCCUUAUUUGAAGGGACAGUCCCUUAUUCCAGCACCAUGUCCCGCUGCUGUCCCUUAUUGAUGGAUGUCCCUUAAAUGUCCCUUAAAUGAUGUCCCUUAAAUUUCAAAGGAAGCAGCUCCUCUUCCUCCCUCCCUGCGGGCCAGGGAGGAGGGAGGCUCCAACUGUGUUGCUUGGCUGUGUUGCUCACCCAAUAAGGAGUCUAAGAACGACUGGGGGGUGGAGCUUGCAUGCCUUGUGUGUGGCUAGUUAAUGCAAGUUGAGGGGUUUUUUGAAUGCUGGACACCAUUUUGUUGCACUUGCUGCUGCAAACUUUGCAGUGCAAAGCCAGGCUGGGGAGCCAUCUUAAGUUGAGGCUGCAUAGGUCUUGUGGUGCAUGUGAUUCAGAUUCUAUUCAGUUGAACCUCUGGUUACAAAGUUGGUUAGACAGUGUUCUCGAAGCUACCAGCAUGAGUUUGACCAGAUUGCAGGAGGACAGGAAGACUGGAGUGCCUGGAACAGGUGAGGCUGCAGGUCCCUUAUUUUGGCUGCUGGUCCCUUAUUUUCAAGGCUGCUGGUCCCUUAUUUUCAAAUCUGUAAGUUGACAGCUAUGUAAUAAAUUAAGAAUGAUUUGUGGAAGGGGAGAGGAACGCCCAACUUCCUCUUACUCUGCUCCUGAUAAAUAAUAGCACUAGAAAGGAAACCAGCAUUUGCAGAAGUUAGGAAAGGCCGAAAGGCGCUUCCUUGUUGCACAACUGACUUAUAAAAGCCGGGUUAAAUCCAACCUUAAUUGACAGUUCUGUGGCUGCAUGUUUUGCUUGGGCUUUGGAUAUGUCCGCUUGCAUCAGGAAACGUUAAAGAACGAUAGGUUUUGUAGCUCUCAAUCGGUAGUGAGGUCCAAGCGGCCCCAGCCUUGCACAGCUCUGGACCCUGUGGCUGAGCAAACCCGCAAUGAGAAGUUACAAAAAAUCAAGGUAUUCAAAAUUUUGUAUUAUUUUAGAUGGUGUGAAAAGUGACUGAUGAUGUGAAAAGCAAACUAAGAAGUCCAGGCUCCCCUAGAAUCCCAGGCCCACAACAGGCAUGCCUCUUUCUUCUUCUACUGCCCAAAAUACUCUGUCAUCACUCUCUGCAGAGGAGUCACCAAUGUUUUUAAUAUGCAAGGAAAUCCUUUUGCAGUAGUGCUGUUAUAUUCCCGGUUCCCGGGAAUCUGACUCAUAAGCCAGAAAGGAUAUUAUUCACACACCAGGAAAAUGCACAGGUGUGUCGUUGCAGCAGCACACAUUUUGUGCACAAAUUAUAAGCUUGUGUCUUAAUUUUUCCUUUGGAAAAAAGCCUUGCUGUCAGGCCACUGUUGUCUAGCUCACUUCUUAGGCAAUUGCUUCAUUGUGUUUGUGUGUGUGUGUGUGUGUGCGCGCGCGCGCACAUAUCUGAGAGAAAGGGGGGGGGCAGAUGAUGUGGCUCCUGUAUGGUGAGCCUAGAAAUAAAAAGGACUUGCAGGUUGGGAGGAUGCCAGAGGGAGAAAAGAAAGAUGGAUAAAGGGGUAAAAAGCAAAUAGAAAGAUGAGUGGCGCAGCAAGAAAAUAGAGCUGUGCAGUGCUGUACACCCCACCCAUUUUUGGAUCUGGUCCUGUCCAUCAUCAACAUCCCCAACAGAUUAUCCAUGACUCUUGACACAUUUCUUCCUUAUUUCUUUUUUCUUUUUUUAAAUGAUAUUUAUUAAGAAUUUUAAAAUUACAGAAAAACAAAGAGAAAAAGAAGGAAAAAACAAGGGAAAAACAAACAGCAAUCAAACAAUACAAAUCGAUAAAAAUCAAAAUCAAAAAACAAAAACAAAACACAUAACACAUCAAAAUCAAAAAGCAAAAAUAAACCACAAAAAUUUAAAAACAGAUCCAAUAUUCCCAAAUCCUUAACUGUCAUUACCUUAUUUCAUCGACCUCCUCACACCUCCCUUUUUUGUAUUCUAGUUGUUAAUUAUCACAGCAAAUCCUUUCUAUUUUUCAUAAUAUUCUGUCAUUAAAUUACCUUAAUCUAUUUUAACCUUAUAUUACUAUAAAAGACCAUAAAACUUAAAACUUAAAUCUUAUUUAUACCAAUUUCUCAUAACCAUAACAUAUUCUUACAUAGUUCUUUUCAACAUUUCUUUUCUAGAACAAGGAUGGACAGAUACUGCACUUGUGGAAUCUUGGUGUUUUUUUAAAAAAAUAUUAUUUUACUAAAACUCCUAAGCCCAUCAGCUGGAGCCUGGUGCAAAAUGGUGGGUCAGAUAAGGAACAGGGUCAGGCCAGGAUUAUUCCUGGGGUCAUGAAGGGGUCCCUGCCUAUAAUGCCAUGAUAGCAGGUUAUGGGAUGUGAUUCUUGCUAUACGCUUCCCACUGCUGUGAACCUAGCAUGUGGUAAUGGAACGUCUGCUUUAAUGGCAAGCUGGAAAGUUCUAAAAUUAUAGGCCUGGUUACGGCCCAGAUUUAGAGGCCAUUGGGGAAGAAUGGCUACAUAGGUAGCAGAUUAGAGGUGAUUCAAGGACUGGUGAGAACUUUGCUGUGCUGAACAGAUCAGUGCAUUUGGGCUGGAUUUGGCUACCUUUCUUAGGGGAGAUACUUACAGUGAUUUAGGUUUUCUGCUGAAAGAAAGGCAUUCCACACCAAGCUGACUUAUGUGCGAUUAGUCUACACUGAAAUAGAAAACCUUGUACAGUAUAUAUCUGGCAGCUCCCGCUGGUGGAUUGGCAGAAACACCUGUUGGGAAAAAUCCCCAAGAAAAAACUCACAUAUUUGUUUUCAGAACUAGAAAAGUAUUCAUACCAAAAUCCAUUCCCUAAGUGAUCUUUACUCAGCAGCCUUAUUUUAUUUUAAGGAAGCCUUACUUUAAAAAAAACAGUUUGGAGUAAAGAAACUCUUUCUACUCUUCCCCUAAAAUCCCCCAGUAGAUUCUGAUCUGCCUUUGCUCUCCUCUGCUCUAGAUCACCCCAGUAUCCUGAGCUGAAAACAGUAGUUAUCAUUGCCUGUGCUAAUUUUGCUUACAGGAAAUUCCCAGAUCCCAGGAGCAGAGCAUCUCCUCUGCAUGCAGAAAUUCCCAGGUUCCAUUCCUGGCAUCUGCAGGCAGAUUUGGGAAUGUCCCUUGCCUGUAACCCUGGAGAUUCACAGCCAAUCAGUGUUGACAGUACUGGGCCGGAUGGAUCAAUGGUUUGCCGUGAUAUAAAGCAACUUCCUAUGUGUCCAUUCAAAUUAGGUUGGCUGGGUUUUCUAUUACUUCAGGCAGAAUCAGGGCAAGGUCUUAGAAGCACAGACACAACUGGUCUUCCUGCAACCAUUGCUGUAGUAGAGCUGUCACUGUUGGAGGAUAGCCAUGACAAUCUCUGGUGACCUCAUUGUCAGUACAGCCCUGUCUCUGUGACUAGAGCAUUUACUUAUUUUUAAGUAUCGUUAAGGAUGGGUGAAUGUAGCACUGUAAAAAAAUAAUAAUGGGGAAAAUAGUACAGUGGUACCUCAGCUUACAUAUGCUUCAGGUUACAGACUCCGCUAACCCACAAAUAGUGCUUCAGGUUAAGAACUUUGCUUCAGGAUGAGAACAGAAAUUGUGCUCCGGCAGCGCAGCAGCGGGAGGCCCCAUUAGCUAAAGUGGUGCUUCAGGUUAAGAACAGUUUCAGGUUAAGAAUGGAGCUCCAGAAUGAAUUAAGUACUUAACCCGAGGUACCACUGUAUAGGGCUUCCUGGCCCGGCACAGUUAUUCGUUGUCCUUUCAAGAUCACUUUCUUUUAAGGAAAAAACAGGAACUCGUUUUUGGAAAGUAUGUGACUUGAACACAUUCACGAACAUGCUGUUUUCUAUGUUUCCCUUAGAAACAAAACUGAGAACCAUUUGGCAUUUAAGGGCCAGUCUCACUUCUCCAUUGACUUGUAUGGGGCAGUAGUUGCAAGGAUAAGGAAUUGAUGCAUGUCCUAUUCAUGUCUGUAAAAUUAGUACAACUAUUGAUGCUGGAUCAGGGUUGGUACCAUAGCAAUGAUAAGCAGUCUGCCACUUGUGAAGAGGAAAAGAGUAGUUAUAUGUAAACUGCUGCAGUUUCUACUGUUUGAAAUAUUGACCUCCAAGUCUCAGUUUGGCAGCUCAUGAUUCCAGGAACAGCAAAUAGAUCUUCUGGGCAGGAAUGGGGAAGCUUCUUCAGCCCAUAGGCUGCAUUCCUUGAUGGCUAGCUUUUCAAGGGCCGCUAUAAAACACAUACCCAUUCCUACAUCAUUCACAAUAAAACACAUAUGCAUUCAUAUAUACACCUAGGCAUGUGGCAUUUGUUAAUUUCUUCAUUCAUUCAAACGGACACACAUAGCAGUUAGGCUUGAAGAAAAGAUGAUUCCUAUAAGGAGGGGGGUGAUUUUUGUGGAGAGCACAAUAUAUUUGAAGGAGAGAGUUAACCCUUUACUCCCCCGGCUUAAAUCUUGGGAAACAGACAAGGAGUUAAAAACUCAGAAUGUGUAGAUCUGCCUUUGUAUCCUAGUUCAGUGUGAUCUUUGGAGGAAUAUUACAUCCACUUUGCUCCUUGGAUUUGUGCUUGAGAGGGAGAGCCUUAAGCAUCAUUGACUAUUUGAAACAAAAUAGUUAUAGCAAAACAAAAUACUUCUGUUUUUUGUUUUUAAAAAGCCAUGUAGCCUAGUUAUGUAGAAGAUGCCCUGUACCCAUGUGGGGAGUCUGAUUUAAUUUGCAUUUAAAGACGAACUGCAAAGACGAACUUUCAAUACACACACUGGAACAUAGCCAGAUAACAUGUUAAAGAAUGCAUAUACCAGGAGAGGUGUAUUACUAUAAUCAACAUAGAGAAAUGGAUUAUGUUAGAGAAAAUUGCUUUGCUAAAAUGUGUAUAUGAGACAAAACUGCAUACAAGAACGUAUAUAGGAGAAAUCAACACUAAAAUUAUGGUGACUUUUCACGAGGACUUUUAAGAAAAACAGUUUGCAAACUGAUGUGGAAAUGUGGAGAACUGAACGUAAGAUUAGAAAAAUGGAGAGAAACCAAAAUUAGCAGAUUCUCGUGUUCCUGCUUCUGCAUCUUGUAGUUCAUAUUUUAAUAUACUGUGCCGCAAAGUGUAGGUGAUAGAUGACAUGGCAAAAAUAUAUAUUGCUGUCAAACAAAUCCCAAAUGAACCACUUCUGCCAAACCAUAGGUACAGUUCCAGAGUGUGUAAUGGCAACUAUAGGCUUUUAUCACUUGGGAAGACAGGUGAACUAAUGCCAGUGUACUGGAAGAAGCAAAGAUCACCAGUAUUGAAGCAAUGAUUCUUUAACAUCAACUUCGUUGGAUUGGUCAUGUGCGGAUGCCUGAUUAUCAUCUUCCAAAGCAACUACUCUAUUCCAAAAUUAAAAAUGGAAAGUGUAAUGCUGGUGGUCAACAAAAGAGGUUUAAAGACUCUCUCAAGGCAAAUCUAAAAAAAAUGUAGUAUAAACACCAACAACUGAGAAACACUGGCCUGCAAGCACUCCAGUUGGAGAACAGCUUUUACCAAAGGUGUCAUGGGCUUUGAAGAUGCUCAAACUCAACUCCUGCCCGGAAACCAAUGUCCCCACUGUGGAAGGAUGUGUGGAUCCAGAAUUGGCCUCCACAGUCACUCAUGGACCCACUGUUAAAACCGUGUUUAUGGAAGACAAUCUUACUUGGCUACGAGUGAUUGCCGAAGAAGAAGGCUGCCAUACAGCUUGAUCAGAUUGUCUCCUGAUAAAAGUAUUGUCAAGAAUAUGGGAAAGGAACAAGAAGGGAUAGGUGGUUUUGGGGUUAAGUAAUGGAUUGCAUAUUGAGGCUCCCAGCCUUCAGAAAGUGAAUCAUGAAGUUCUGCUAAAUGGGUGAGUGAGAAUAAGGAAAUGACAGAUUUGCAUGGGGAGGCAAAAAACGAAACAGGAAAUGUUGACUGUGAUGCAGUGAAAUAGUUCCCUUCUCAUUAGUUAAGAGAAAUCUGUGGUGCUACCUUCUACUGUCAAGUUGCUAAAGCCAGUUUUCAAUGGUGAGUUGUGAAGUGGUUUGUUUGUUUGUUUCUUUCUUUCUUUCUUCGGGCAAAAUGAUAUAGAAAUUCUGGUUGAAAACGAGACAUAAACUCCUCUAUUGAAACUGGGAAAUGUUGUAUCACACUAGCAGAAUGGGUAAGUAAAUUCAAUAUCUGAAGGAAGAAGAAUGCAAAUGGAAGGAAACAAUGGAAGUGGUUGUGAAGUUUCACGGCUGUGGUUACUAUUUUUGCCAUGACUGUUUUGUAAGAUUGGUUUGAGAUGACAAGUGGUUGGCAUUGCCUUUAGAGCAGCUAUGUAGCAUUGUUGCAAAAUGCGCUAAAUAUUUGCUCUUAUUUACUCUUUUGACAAUGGAAAUAAUAAUCCAGUAUUAGCUCCAGUAAGAUCAGUAUUAGCCACAAGGGGGCAUGCCAUCGACACAGAAUCAACAUCAGCUCUUGUUUUACUGUUGCUGCUGCAUUCUUAUGGUACUUAUAAAAGUAGUUAUUAGCCAUUCUGUCCUUUGGGUAGCCCCACUAAAAUUUGGCUGGAUAGGAUUGGCUAAGGAGCUAGCUACGUAACAGGUAAAAAUAGACCUCAAUUUCGUGUUCUGUAACAGCGUUAACCUAAACAAAUAUAGUGGUACAUCCUCAGAUGUAUGCUAUGGAAAUGCUUGCUUGUAGCCUCGAGCAGAUUAAGCCUAGUGAGAACAAAUGAUAGUUCUCAGGUAAGCUAUGUCAAGUUAUUAUUCUGAAGCUUAGGACCACAGACCUUGUAUGAUAUUUCCAUUCUUAACUAGUAGCAAAGGUGCAGUAUGCGAUCUUUACUUCAAAGAAUAGACUAUCUGAUUUUACAGAUGGCAUGUCUGUUUUCCUGAACGUGAAAUACUUCAAUGUUUGCUUGGAAGAGGAGCAAGAUGUUACCAAGCAAAAUGUAAUCCUAAGAAGUAGUGAAAUACUGUGAAGAAAUCUGAUUCCUUUAUUAGCUUCAUAAUGAUUAAAGUUACUCUCUUCCACUGUUUUGCUGAGAUACACUUGACUGACUUGGAACCUAUCAUGGUAAAAGUAUUUGGCAAGCUCUACUUGACCUUGUCCAACAUUCUGAAAAAAAAAAGAUGAUUUCUUUUGGUCUUUUCUAGCCAAACACAUAACCAAAUUCAAGAUUUGUACCCCAGUCUUCCAAAACUAGCAACAAAGAAUAGACAAAAAUGUUUGGGGGCUUGAAAAAGAGCUGAGAGUAUAGUGAUUCUCAGCAAUCCUAACCCUGCUGGAUUUGGGAAUGAGAAGCACUUUAACUCAGUUGGACUUACUUUUGAGUUGGCAUGUAUAGGCUUAUAUUUCAUACAUCACAUUGGGACAUAUAUGGGAGGUGAUCAAGUAGUAAUAAUAUAUUCAGGAGAAACUGUAUUGGCUUGUUGCGAACAUUUUUGAGAGUCAUGCUUCUAAGUACAGUGGUACCUUGUGUUACAGACCCUUCAGGUUACAGACUCCGCUAACCCAGAAAUAGUACCUCGGGUUAAGAACUUUGCUUCAGGAUGAGAACAGAACUUGUGCUCCGGUGGCAGUGGGAGGCCCCAUUAGCUAAAGUGCUACCUCAGGUUAAGAACAGUUUCAGGUUAAGAACGGACCUCCAGAAUGAAUUAAAUUCUUAACCCAAGGUACCACUAUAUGUGUGAACAGCAAAAAUGUUACUUCCCACCCUUGCCAGGACCAUAAAACUUUUUUUCCACUUUACAUUUUCAUCAGCUCUUUUUUAGAGCAAGAAGGCAAAAAGGAAAGAAACAAAUUCCUUUGUACAAGCUGCACCACCUUCCAUUCCUAGUGAAAGCACUCCCCUACUCUAUUUGAUACCAAAGGUGUCAAAAAAAUUGCUUACAGGCAGUCAGGUUGAAGGGAUGAUGCAAAGUUUACUAUAUCUGUACAGUCCAAUGGAGAGGGGAUUUGGCAUUUCAGGAAUAAAACGGUGUCUUGGAUGCCCUUUCAGGCUGGCUGUUCACUAGUCCCCAUUCAGCAAGGCUGCGGUAGCCUGAUAACAUUGUCUGUGUUUCCUCAUCCAUUGAGAAAAUUCUGCCAUUGUUUUAGAAGUGUGCCUGAGUGGCUGACUGGUUUUUAUAUGUGUGGAACUAAUGCAUCCUUCUGCUUUUGCUACAAUAGAAAUAUUGCCAUUUCUCCCCCUCCACCAAUCUAUUUAUCUCUGAAUUCUAAACCUUUGAUUAGCUGUUCGACUUUGGACAACUGUCACUGGAGUGUAGAUUGCCAAGAAAAGACGAUGUAUUCGUUAGCCUUUUCAGUAUAGAGGCACAGCUUGCAUUGCACAUGACUCUCUUUAGAGUUCAUAAAUGUAAUUUCCACUGUGAGUGAACAAUGCUUUCUCUUGCAUACUUUUUCUAGUAUUAAACCAUGUCUAGAGAUAAUGCUAGUUGGCCUCAACUGAGCAUGAAGGGAAGGGGGGCUGGAUUUGCUUCCCAGUACAGCAUUGUCCUGUGUCCAGCGGUCCAUCAUCCAUUGAUUGAUAAAGUGUCAUUUCUGGGCAUGGUGCUUUACAAAGUAUAAAAGGAGAGAUCCCUGCCUAGAGGAGCUUACAAUAUGAAAUUCAUUACUGAGGAAGGCAAAGGAUAUAAAGGCAAUGGUAGCUCAAUACUUUUGCUUUACGUGUAUUUAGGCUUUGUUAUUGUAGGAUAAAGGUAAAGGGACCCCUGACCAUUAGGUCCAGUCGUGGACAACUCUGGGGUUGCGGUGCUCAUCUCGCUUUACUGGCCGAGGGAGCCGGCGUACAGCUUCUGGGUCAUGUGGCCAGCAUGACUAAGCCGCUUCUGGCGAACCAGAGCAGUGCACGCACGGAAACGCCGUUUACCUUCCCGCCGGAGUGGUACCUAUUUAUCUACUUGCACUUUUUGGUGUGCUUUUGAACUGCUAGGUUGGCAGGAGCAGGGACCGAGCAACGAGAGCUCACCCCAUUGCAGGGAUUCAAACUGCCGACCUUCUGUUCGGCAAGCCCUAGGCUCAGUGGUUUAGACCACAGUGCCACCUGUGUCCCUUAUUGCAGGAUAGGAGAGCCUUUUUUAAUGCUGAGGUAUGAAGUUAAAUAUACAGUGGGAGGGGGGAACGAAAGGGAAGGUGGCUACAGUGGAUGUCACCUGCGUCUGUUUCUUAGGGUUGGAACCCCAAUCUCAAACACAAAUAAACUGCUGACCAGUCACCAGGCAGACUGACUCCAGCUACAAAAGCAGCUCCUAAUGCUGAAGGAACCAGAUACCAUAUUUGUUGUGAGCCCUGUGAAGACCUGCUUUGCUGGCUUUCAGAUGCCCUGCUUGAAACCAUGGAGUACAGCUGCCAGUCUGUGAAGACAGUACUCACCUAGAGAGUCUUAACUCGUUACAGUUGUGCCUUGGAUCCCGAAUGCCUUGCGAGUCGAAUGCUUUGGAUCCCGAACGCCACAAACACAACAGUGAGUGUUCCAGUUUGCCAGCGUUCUUUGGAACCCAAACUUCCAAGCACAGCUUCUGAUUGGCUGCAGGAGCUUACUGCAGCCAAUUGGAAGCCGUGCCUUGGUUUCCGAAUGUUUUGGAGGUCAGACGGACUUCCAGAAUGGAUUCCGUUCGACUUCUGAGGUACGAACCUGUAUAAGGCAGGUUCUGGUGUGCUAGCAGCUAGAAUGGCUCAGCUAGAUUUUUUCUGGCUUUGCAUCCUCCAAUUCUGGUAGCUGGUCAGAAGGGUGAAAUUCUAAUUGGGGCAGUAGCAUUAUGUCCAGACAGUAAUCCUAGAGAUGUGGCUCCAGUGCAAUACUCAUAUUGCCUGUAAUGUGAGAAACAGCCCUUGGGUAGUUCUUACUGUUGCUACCUUCUAGUUACGCCUUUUCUCCAACAAGCUCUGUCUUGUUAUAGGGAAACAACAAAGCAUGCCCGACUUCCUUCAGCGAUUGUUCUAUCUAAGGCUGGCAUUAGGACGUGGGAGAGAGUAGAGGCUUCAGAGGUCAUCCUGCUCUGAGCUGAUAUGUGUGACUAACAGCCAGUCUGCUGUAAUGCUUGAAAAUCAAUUUAGAACUAGAUGAAAGAAAAGUUCAGCCUGCUUUUGCAGCAGACAGCACUUUUUUGCUGCACGAACUCUGUGUACACUUGGAAGUGCCAUUGAUUUAACUUUGGUCUCUCCAGCUGCAACUGGGUUUACACAGGACGUCUCUGAAAAAGUAAUUCUGCUUCUGCUGAUUGAAAACCCUUUCCUUUCCGGUAUGACUUGUAUAGAUUUCUCCUUUCGAAGUCCUGUUUGGAAUUAACCAGGUACUCUCUGUAAUUGUUGGGCUUGGGGAGAAGGAAAUGAAAGACUGCCAUUUCCCAACCCAUCUGCUUGUGUACUUUCUUGUCUCAGUUGUUGGUGACUGCCUGAGCCCUCAUCAGUCUUUCAUCUCCCUCCUAUGCAAUUAGAAUUGUGUGAUAGAGUGGGGAUGAGUACCUGUAUACCUGAAGGAGUGUCUCCACCCCUAUCAUUCAGCCCGGACACUGAAGUCCAGCACCAAGGGCCUUCUGGUGGUUUCCUCACCGCGAGAAGUGAGGUUACAGGGAACCAGGCAGAGGGCCUUCUCGGUAGUGGCACCCGCCCUGUGGAACGCCCUCCCAUCAGAUGUCAAAGAAAUAAACAACUAUCUGACUUUUAGAAGACAUCUGAAGGCAGCCCUGUUAAUGGAAAUUUUUAAUGUUUGAUGUUUUAUUGUGUUUUAAAUACUCUGUUGGGAGCCACCCAGAGUGGCUGGGGAGGCCUGGCCAGAUGGGUGGGGUAUAAGUAUUGUUGUUGUUGUUGCUGUUGUUGUUGUUAUUGUUAUUUAUUACCUUGGCCCCACCUUCUCUACACCCCCAUUGCUUGUUCCCCUCCAUGCGUUGGCAGACAGGGCCAAUCCAAAACCUGGAAACAAGGACAUCAAUUGUCUAGAGAGGGGCUUUAAAUUGCAGUCCUGGUUGAUCACCACAGAUUUUCCUAUUCCUUCUCUGUCUGCUCUUAACAGGAUGCACUGUCUUGCAGUCCUAACCACAUCUGCGCAGAAUUAAGCCCUGCUAAAUUCAAUGGUGCUCGCUCCCAGAAAGGGGAGUUAUAACCGCAGUCUUAGAAUAUUUUCACAUUACCGGGUACUCCACAUCUUGGUGCUCUCCCGCUUUUAGUUUUUGAAGCCGCAUUCGCAUGGUGUACGAUCUAUUAUCAAUCCUGUAGUUACUCACCAAAUACCAGCUUCAAUCUGAUUAGAAAACUUCAGCUGCAUUUGAUAUGUACUACAGAACGGCGCGUAAAUUUGAGACAGUGGUUGCGCAUGCGCAGAUGAGAGCUUCAUGAAUGGGAGUUGUGGAGGGGCUGCAGGGGUGGGGAAUCUAUCUGACUUUUAGAAGACGCCUGAAGGCAGCCCUUCAGGGAAGUUUUUUAUGUUUGAUAUUUGAUUGUGUUUUUAAUAUUCUGUUGGGAGCGGCCCAGAAUGGCUGGGGCAACCCACUCAGAUGGGCGGCAUGUAAAUAACAAAAUUAUUAUUAUUAUGCAUAUUGGGUAUCCCCACCUGCUCUCCGAUGCGAACAACACUCUGCAAAUGCAGAUUGACACACAGCAGGGGAAAAUGACUUAGUUUCAUAUUAAGCCAACCAUGUGAACAAACCCUUAGUUGUGUUUGUUAAAAUGCAGCGCUUGUAGCCACUUCUGCUUUCUCAGCUGUGAGAAGGAACAGAGACGGGGAAGCACUUAACUUUGAGGUAGAUGUUGCAUAACAUCCCAGAGCUACUAUUGAUGGGAGGGGAGGAUCUAGACAGACUUUACGAAGCCGCAGCAGCGCAUGUUUAAAAUGGUGCUCUAAUCUGAUUUAUUCUAAGGUAACUGGAUGAAAAGAUGGGCAAGAUAACUCGGGUCUUGCUGGCUUUGCUCAGUCUGAGCUUGAGCUUGGAGCUAGUUCACGCUCAGGAGCGAUGGAGUGUGUUCCGAAGAGCUUUUCGGGGAAUAAAGUAUGGAACAUCGUUGGGAGGAGACCCUGGAAAACCGCUGUUUCUAACACCUUACAUUGAAAGUGGCAAAACUGAGGAAGGUAAAAGUGUUAAUCUUGUUAUUUUAAAAUAUGUAAAUAUUUCCACCUGUUCUUCAUUAUCUCCUGUGUAGAAUUCUACACAUAGCAGUAGAAUGCAUUAGUUAAGGGUGGGAAGCAGGUGGUGAUGUGGUCUAAACGACAGAGCCUCUUGGGCUUGCCGAUCGGAAGGUUGGCAUAUCGAAUCCGCGUGAUGGGCUGAACACCCCGCUUUGCUCUGUCCCAGCUUCUGCCAACCAAGUGCAGUUGUACCUUGGUUGUUGAAUGCCUUGGUACUCAGAUGUUUUGGCUCCCAAACUCCGCAACCCCGGAAGUGAGUGUUCCGGGAUGCGAACGUUUUUUGGAAGCCAAACAUCCAACAUGGCUUCCAUGGCUUCCGACUGAGUGCAGGAAGCUACUGCAGCCAAUCAGAAGCCAUGCCUUGGUUUUUGAACUGUUCCGGGAGUCGAACGGACUCCUGGCAUGGAUUAAGUUCAGCAACCAAGGUACCACUGUAGUUCGAAAGCAUACCAGUUCAGGUAGAUAAAUAGGUACCUCUGUGGUGGGAAGGUAAACAGUGUUUACAUGCGCUCUGGUUUCCGUCACGGUGUUCCAUUGUGUACAUCUUCCAUAUGAACUUUUAGUUCAUCUGAAGGCAGCCCUGUAUGGGAAGUUAAUAAUGUUUGAUGUUUUAAUAUGUACUGGAAGCAGCCCAGAGUGGCUUGGGAAACCCAGCCAGAUGAGCAGGGUAUCAAUUUUAAAAUAAUAGUAAUUAUUAUUAUUAUUAUUAUAAUACCCUGUCAUGGGGAUUCGAACCGCUGACCUUCUGAUCGGCAAGCCCUAGGCUCUGUGGUUUAACCCACAGUGCCACCCGUGUCCCUAAUUGAUAGCCUUAACCUCUGUGAAUUUGUCUACUCCAAUUUUAAAAUCACAGCUAAUUUAUUCUUAAUCACAGACUUGGGACCGGAUAAUCCUUAUCGGGAAGGCAGCAUGCAGGGAGGGGAGCCAUUGGAAAAAAUACCCUAUUGGUACAAAUGAUGGUUUUUCUUUCUUUGGGCUUGCACUCAUUUUCUCUUUCCCUUACAUAUGACCAGAAUGCCGACCAAUACAAGCACUUUGUAAUUGUUCGUGAUGCUGAGAGAAGAUGUUAAAUAUAGAGCAAAUCCUCCAUACGCUUAUUAUACUUCGCAAAGCUGCUUAUUAUUUUCGCUUUCUGCGUGUGUCUUGAAAAAACUGGAGUUAAUUCCAAUACAGGAGUUCUUCUAAAAAACUAUUUUACUCAAUGUCACAAAUAAAAAACCAUGUAUCUCCCAUGCAUCUGAACUUCCAGACACUACUUAAAGCGUGUCCUCACUUAGCCAUGAAGUUCACUGGGUGACCUUGGGCCAGUCACCAGAAUAACCUACCUCACAGAGUGGUUGUGAGGAUGAAAUGGGGAGGAAGAGAACCACGUACACCACCUUGAGAUCCUUGAAAGAUAAAGGUGAUAUAUAAAUGUAAGAAAUAAAAUAAAUAAUCAGCCCGUCAGUCUGAUGUUUUUUAUACUUCUCAUUUUUUAUAACAGGAAGGCAAUUAAGUCUGGUAGGCCAUAUUCCAGGACCCAAUGUGAAGAGCUAUUCGGGUUAUCUGACCGUCAACAAGACUCACAACAGUAAUCUUUUUUUCUGGUUCUUCCCUGCUCAGGUGGGUCUGUUGUUUUGAUAUGCUGCCAUAUUAAAGCUUUCAAAGGAAACUUCCAUUUCAACAACGUAGAUAUUGGACAAGAUCUGUGCUAGCUCUGCUGCUUCCCAAAAUGAGUACAGGUUAAUAAUGUUUGGCAUGUAGUACCAGGCUACAUGGGGACACGGGUGGCGUUGUGGUCUAAACCACAAAGCCUCUUGGGCUUGCCAAUCAGAAGGUUGGCGGUUCAAAUGCCCGCAACGGGGUGAGCUCCCAUUGCUUGGUCCCUGCUCCUGCCAACCUAGCAGUUUGAAAGCAGAAGGCAGAACAUAUAGCCAAUUACAAAUGUGAGUUAUGUGCAUCAUCUUGUGAUCAAACACAAGAGAUUAUUGUUUUCCAUGCGCUGCUCUGGUUUGCCAGAAGUGGCUUAGUCAUGCUGGCCACAUGACCUGGAAGCUGUCUGUGGACAAACACUGGCUCCCUCGGCCUAUAGAGCGAGAUGAGUGCACAACCCCAGAGUCAUCUGCGACUGGACCUAAUGGUCAGGGGUACCUUUACCUUUAUGUGGUGUUUAUAAGCAGCCACCACAACAGCCCUGUGGGUGGGGAUAUUGGGAGAUAUAACUACAGUGGUACCUUGGGUUACAUACGCUUCAGGUUACAGACUCCGCUAACCCAGAAAUAGUACCUCGGGUGAAGAACUUUGCUCCAGGAUGAGAACAGAAAUCGUGCUCUGGCGGCGCAGCGGCAGCAGGAGGCCCCAUUAGCUAAAGUGGUGCUUCAGGUUAAGAACCGUUUCAUGUUAAGAACGGACCUCCGGAACGAAUUAAGUACUUAACCCGAGAUACCACUGUAGUUAUGUGGCUGUAUGUUUCGUACGUGGGAGUAAAGUGUUCAGAGCACAUUUUGGACCAAUAGGCAAAAUGUAUGCUGUGAAAUGAAAUUGACAUGGAGAGUACAUUGGUCAGUGAGUCCAUGCUAGAUUGGAACUGGAAUCUACCAAACCCUGAUCUAAUAUCCUAUUCACAUUUGCUUUGAAAAGUUUCUGUAAUUGACUGCCAUUAUCGGCAAACCUAGACUUUUCCCUUUUGAAACAAAAUGUUUCCCGCUUUGACACAGUUUUUCUAGCAGUUAUCUGACUAUUUUUUUUUUAAGUCAGCUUUCAAAUUCUGGACUCUCUCUUUGCUCCCAGUACUAAUGACCUAGCUUUUCAUUUUUCAUUAGAAUAUGUAGGAGAGUUGAUUUAAUUAUUUGUAAAUGAACAAAAAGCGAUUAAAUGAAAUAGAUAAUAUAAGAGUCCUCAGUUAGACUUGAGAGAGCUCUCUGAAUAAAGUGAAGAGCUGAAUUUAGAACCUGUUGCUCAUGAAGAUUUGCAUUGCUUGAUUCCUUGUGCCAUUAAUUCACACUGGCAUAAUGUGGUUCCAGAAAGGAAUGAGUUGAAUGAAACAUAUUUUUUGCACAGGUGGUUGCCAGAGAAACAAGUGAGCGAUAAGAAGAAUUCCAAAAUCUAUAUUAGGUCAAUAACUUUUAUAAGGACAACCAAAAUACUGCAAGUGUAGACGGUUCCAACUUUUUCUUAGUACUUUCUGUUUAGGAGAUGGGGGAACUGACAUGUUUAAAGGAGUUGGCAGUUUAGCCCAGAUGUCUCUAAAAUGAGUGAGAUUUGAGACCACUUUAGAAAGAACAGCGGAUGAGUUUUCAGAACGUUUUACAGGCAAAGACCUAAAACAACAUCCUAGUGGCUUUUUCUGAAGAGAUUUGAGCUUGCAGUAUAAAACUGUGAUAUCUCAAAACAACUUGCUUAAGUUGACACAAUGUUGAGAAGUUUAUGCCAAUAAGUCCCAUUAGUUUUAUAUUUUUUAAGUGUGAAUGUAAUUUAUUUAUGGUUCACUGACCAUGAAUUAUUUCAAAAAGUGUUUCUUAGCAGGAUGCAAAUUCUGAAGGCUCUUGGAUGAAGUGGAAAAAUAGGCUUUGCAUAAGGACAUCAACACUGCUUCAGUUUAAAGAUAUACUGUUCUGUUAGAAAUGCAAUAUUAUUAAUCCCAGAUGCUAUGAGCAGCAGAUUUGUUUCUGUGUUUAAUACUUCUGUUGUAAUCCUGGGCUCAUUACAUAAAUAGCAUAGUCCAUCUUGUACAACUUAUGCCAGAGAGGAAAAACAAUUGGCAGCAGUAAAUGUUUUAUUUAGAAGAGACCCUGAAUGGCUUUUCACAACCGAUUUUGCUGGCCAAUCUCAUUUGUCAGCACUAAUAAAUAAAUAAUAUUGCGGAAAAGAGUGAGUGUUGUGAUAAAAGGGAGUGAAGCAGAAGAGUUUCAAGCUGGUUAAACUUCCAUUACUUGGUCUUCAAAAUGAGAGAUGCACAGAUGUUCACACAGAGUGCAAUAAUGAUUGCUCUAGGUCUUUACCCUGUCACGCUGAAUUUCUGUGAGGGGGGAGUUGUAUCUCGCUCUUUCUCUUUUAUGGCGGGCGGGCUAUCCCAUGUUGGAGUUUCCUCCAUCUUUUGUUCUGUGCAGUCCAGCCCCAUAUAAUUAUAUUGUGGCCUUGCUCACUAUGACACAGUGGGAAUCGGCAAGCUUUCGGGUACCCAGAAGGAAAAUCAUGGCCCUUUUGCUCCUUACCUGGACCUGUUGCUGCCAUGCUGCCCAGAUCAAAGCCAUGGAUUGGCUUCAUAUUGUCUUAGUCCCAACAAACCGUAGCCAACCUUUGUUCGUGACUUACCAUUCAUGGUUUCCCUGAGGGAAACAGACCACGAGUGCAGAUUCACACAUAACACUGAGCCAAACUAUGGCUUAGCUCUGGGUAGCAUGGCAUUAGGAGGAGCGAAGAAGGACUGAAAUUGUAGCAUUUUCCCUUCUGGAGGCACAGAAGCUUGCUCUUUCUUGCUUCACCAUGGUUUGGCUUAAUGCUAUGUGAAAACGAGGCCUGUGUUCAUAUGAUCCCAUUUGCUUUACUUCCUCUGUUUAAAGUCUGAAAAUUUCUUUUCACUGUGCAUGCAAGAUACUAGGACUGUAGAGACAUGGCUUACCAAGCGCGUGGUCACUCAGAGCAUGUGGAAAGGUCUUGUGUUAGUUAUAAAAUUAACUACUGUAUUUUUCUGUGUGUAAGACGAUAUUUUUUCCCAAAUUUAAGUUUAAAAUUGGGGGUCGUCUUAUACACAGAAUGUUGCAAUUAAAUAUACAACAACAACAAUCUUUAUUACGGUCCAGAGACCCAACAAAUCGUUACAAAGCAAUACACAAUUCAAUAUAUAAAUAAAUACAUGCCGCCUUCCAUAUUCUUUCCCCCCAGCCUCCGCUCACUAUUGGCUAUAUAUAUUUUGUUGUUUAGUCGUCUAGUCGUGUCCGACUCUUCGUGACUCCAUGGACCAGAGCACGCCAGGCACUCCUGUCUUCCACUGCCUCCCUCUAUACACACACACACACACUAAAUAUAUCAGUAAAGUUGUUCUGUUUGAUGUUUAUAUAUACGGUACUAAAUAUAUCGGUGUUUUGAAUAUUUAAUCAAAUAUCAGAGUUGUUGUGUUUGGUGUUUAAAAUAUUAAUUUCUUAAUUUUGGGCUCAAAAAAUAGGGGUCGUCUUAUACAUGGGGGCGUCUUAUACACGGAAAAAUACGGUACUUAUAAAGAAAGUGUUGGCAUUUAUUUCUCACAGUCUACCGAAAUAAUUCAUGCAUUCUGUAAAUUUAUGUGGGAAUAGCUCCAAUUUUUAUUGUCCUUCUGGUCUGCAGGUACAAGCCGAAAAAGCCCCUAUCCUACUUUGGCUGCAAGGUGGACCUGGAGGAACAUCCAUGUUUGGCCUUUUUGUGGAACACGGACCGUAUGUUGUCAACAAGAAUCUCACAUGCAAGUGUUGUUUAUUUCUAUGUUGAAGGCUUCCAGCGAGAUGUUACUAUCAUUACAGUUUUAACAUUAAAAAAAUGUAACCUGUUCCCUUAUGGGUAUGGAAUUUGCAUCUGUACUCUUUAUGCUGCUGAGCAAAUUAGCAUGUCUUGCUGUAGCAGUUUGGGAAAGAAUGAUAUUUGAUCAUUAAUGGUAUGAAAUAGAAGUACCUUUUUUUUAAAAAAAAAAAAUUUCCCCUCCCCCAAACUAAAAAUGCAUUUGAAAUACAUUUCCUAUAUUAUCAGUGACAGGUUACGGGUUGUUAUAAUAUUAGUUCACAGACUUAAAAUAAUAUAGAAAUAUGUUUUAAUAAAUAAAUUUUGCUCCUAAGGUGACAUCCGUGUUAUAGGAGAAUGUGCACUUUUUCCCCAAAAAGUGCUGGGAGGAAAAUGGAUAAAUAAACUGAGAGAGAUUCCCAGUCUUACCAUUCACAGAAUCAUGGAGUUGGAAGGGGCCAAUGCAGGAAUCUUUUGCCCUGCAUGGGGCUUGAACCCACAACUCUAAAAGUCUCAUGCUGUAUUGACUGAGCUAUCCAGUUACAGUACAAUCCUGAGUCCGUGGUGUAUGAAGCUGGCACUUGGCUGCAUAAAAUCAUAAUUUGAUUUAUAAUAUUUUUACAUCAACUUAGGGCUAAAGCAUUCUCAAGGAUAGCUUGCAAUAUAAAAUAGGAUACAGAAAAAUGAUUCAAAUAAUCCACCAAUAAACUAUAAAGCAGCCUAAACAUGUUUUAAUCCAUCAAAAAUAAAUGGCCUUUAGGUUUUGGAAAUGUUUUCAUCACACCAUUCUCCAACCUGGUAUGUGACUGAUUAUACUCGGUUUAAAAAAUACCUUUAAAAUUCUCACCACAAGUGAUAUGCAUUGCUUUUUACAAUUACGCUAGGUGCUAACAUCUGUCUGAAGUACUUAGGUUUAGUUUUUUGUUUUUCUGUCUUGGUAGGAAAUGCAGAACCAUAUGAAAAUAUUGUAAAAUAGCCAAUGCCAUGUUUAAUAGCCUAAAACAAAUAAUAGCAUUUCUGUAAACAUUGAAAUAUUGAAUCCAUCCAGCAUGUUAACAAUGCAACCUUCUCAUUGCUGCGUCUUGUGAUAUAAAAUGAGCAAAAGAUGAAUUCACUACAGUAAUGUGCACCGAAAUAAUAUCAGUGACAAAGUCUGGCCCGAUAAAUCCAUUUUUAAUAUAUACCUUAAUCACAGCAGACAUAUACCUUAAUGGGAUGAAAAAAGUAAUAGCAUAUAAUGAUAUUUCAGUUGGCAACUUAAUGCUAUACAAGCUUGUGAAAGGCUUCAUAGUUUUCUUUUUUUUUUUUUUUUUUUUUUUUAAAGCAAUUUAUUGGGUUUUACAAUAAGAAUAAAUGUAAUAAACAAUAUAGCAUUCGUCUUAACAUAUUUUCACAUUUUCUUUGGACUUCCUCACAUCUCCCGCUCCCACCUUCAUCAUUAUAACAUUUUGUCAGCAAUUUAUCAUCUUAUUUAAAUUCUUAUAUCUCUUCGAUAUUUCAUAAUCUUAAAGUUCUCAUAAAGAGUUAAACUUUCACAAUUUUUCUUGUUUCCUUAAAAAUUUCUAAGUUAAGUGGUGCUCAGUUAUUUAGUCCAGCAUCUUAUUCAGCAUUCAAUCAAAUCACAAUGUUUUUGUAGGUAGUUCUUAAAUUUCUUCCAAUCCUCCUCGAUUCUCUCUUCUCCCAGGUCACGGAUUCUGCCAGUCAUUUCAGCCAGUUGCAUAUAGUCUAUCAGUUGCAUCUGCCAUUCUUCCAGUGUGGGUAGAUCUUGGGUUUUCCAAUGUUUUGCGAGUAGUAUCCUUGCUGCUGUUGUUGCAUACAUAAAAAUGUCUGGUCCUUCUUUGCCACCCCUUGGCUGACAAUACCCAAAAGGAAAGCCUCUGGUUUCUUAGUGAAAGUAUAUUUAAAUACCUUUUCAAUUCAUUAUAAAUCAUUUCCCAGAACGCCUUCACUUUAGGGCAUGUCCACCAGAGGUGAAAGAACGUUCCUUCACACUCUUUGCAUUUCCAGCACUUGUUAUCAGACAGGUGGUAAAUUUUUGCGAGUUUGACUGGGGUCAUAUACCAUCUAUAAAUCAUUUUCAUUACAUUUUCUUUCAAAGCAUUACAUGCAGUAAAUUUCAAUCCAUUACUCCACAGCCUUUCCCAGUCCUCAAACAUAAUAUUAUACCCAAUAUCCUGUGCCCACCUUAUCAUAGCCGAUUUAACCAUUUCAUCUUGUGUAUUCCAUUCCAACAGCAAGUUAUACAUCCUUGAAAGUAUCUUAGUCUUUGGUUCUAACAAUUCUGUUUCUAGUUUCGAUUUCUCCACCUGGAACCCUAGUUUCUUAUCACUUUUAAAAACUUCUUUAAUCUGAGCAUAGUGUAACCAAUCUCGCACUUUGUCUUUCAUUUUCUCCAAGCUCUGCAAUUUCCAAUUGUCUCCAUCUUUUCUAGUAUUUCCCAAUAUUUUGGCCAUUUGGCCUCCAUAUUGGGUCUUUUCGGGCCUUAGCUUCCAAAGGUGAAAGCCACCUUGGUGUUUUAUUUUCCAGCAAGUCUUUAUAUUUUGUCCAGACAUUAAACAGUGAUUUUCUAACAAUAUGGUUCUUAAAGGCCUUAUUUGCUUUAACUUUGUCAUACCAUAAAUAUGCAUGCCAUCCAAAAACAUUGUUAAACCCCUCCAAAUCUAACACAUCAGUGUCUUCAAGAAGUAGCCAGUCUUUUAGCCAGCAGAACGCUGCGGCUUCAUAGUACAACUUUAAGUCCGGCAGGGCAAAGCCCCUCUUUGUUUUGCAUCGGUUAGUAUCUUAAACUUAAUUCUGGGCUUUUGCCCUGCCAGACAAACUUCGAAAUGUCUCUCUGCCACUUCUGAAAGCACCCCAUUUUGUCCAAUACCUGCAGUGUUUGAAAUAAAAACAACAUUCUUGGCAAUACAUUCAUCUUAAUCGCAGCAAUUCGGCCUAACAAAGAAAGUUUCAAUUUUGACCAACUGUCUAAGUCUCUCUUAAUUUCUGUCCAACAUUUUUCAUAAUUAUCCUUAAAUAGACUUAGAUUUUUGCUGUUAUGUUUACCCCUAGGUAUUUUACUUUUUAACCACAUUAAGUUCCGUCUCAUUCUGAAACCGUUCUGACUCUGUCUCAGUCAGAUUUUUCCCCAAAACCUUAGUUUUCUGUUUGUUUAAUUUAAAUCCCGCCACCCGACCAAAAUCAUUAAUCAAUUGUAAUACUCUUUUCGUACUAGGCUCUGGCUUCUGCAAGGUCAAAACCAGGUCAUCUGCAAAAGCUUUUAAUUUAUAUUGUUUCUGACCAACCUGAAUUCCUUCCACCAGCUGGUCCCCUCUGAUCAUGUUCAAUAGCACCUCCAGGACCGAGAUAAAUAACAAAGGGGAAAUAGGGCAACCUUGUCGUGUCCCUUUUUCAAUUUUGAACUCUUCUGUAACCACAUUAUUAACUAUCAGUUUUGCUUUCUGUUCUGAAUAUAUCGCCUCAAUCCCAUUCUCAAAACCCCGUCCCACUCCCAUCUCUUUUAAGUUUCCCAUCAUAAAUUUCCAAGAAAUGUUAUCAAAGGCCUUCUCCGCAUCUAUAAAAAUUAAAACAGCUUUUGUAUUUAUGUCAGUUUGGAGAAGUUCCAAAAUAUCAAUAAUGUUCCUUGUGUUAGCAAACAAAUGUCUACCUGGGAGAAAACCGGCCUGGUCCUUGUGAAUUACUUCAUUUAAAACUUUUUUAAAUCUACUUGCCAAAAUAUCUGCAAAUAUUUUGUAAUCCACAUUUAAAAGGGAGAUGGGACGGUAGUUCUUCAGUUGUGUCUUUUCAGUUUCUGACUUUGGUAUCAAUGUGAUAAACGCUUCCUUCCACGAAUCCGGUGCCCUCUUCCCCUCCAUAAUUUCAUUGCUAACCUCCAUCAAAGGUUGUAUCAAAUAGUCUUUUAGUGUCUUGUAAUACUUGGAGGUCAGCCCGUCUGGCCCUGGAGAUUUGCCAAGUUGCAUGUUCUGAAUAGCUUGUUCAAUCUCCUGUCGUGUUAUUUUAGAGUUCAGGAUUGUCCUAUUUUCUUGUGACAGUUUAGAUAAUCCAUUUUUGCCAAAAAUUGUUUAAUCUCAACUUCGUCUUGCGGCCCUUGGGUAUAUAAUUUUUAAAAUAUCUCUGGAAACACUUUCUAAUGUCCACUGGAUUCUGAAUGUUUCUUCCAUCAACCUCUAAAUUUGUAACUGUGUUUAAUCUUUGUCUUCUCUUCAACUGCCAGGAUAGCAGUUUUCCACAUUUAUUCGCCGACUCAAACGUUUUUUGUUUCAUUAAUUUGAUCUUCCAUUCAAUUUCCUGAUUUAUCAAUUUAGAAUACUGUGUUUGAUACAGUUUAAUUUCUCUCAGAGUUGGCUGUGACUUUGGAUUCACUCUUAAUUUCUUCUCUAAUUCUUUUAUUUUAUCCAAAAUCUUGUCUUUUUUCUCAUUUUGUGUUUUUUUCUUUACUACAUUCUGUUGUAUCAGGAAUCCCCUCAUGACAGCUUUGCUUGCGUCCCAGACGAUUCUUUUUCCACCGAAUUGUUCAUAUUUAUCUCAAAGUAAUCUUUCAAAACUUUUUGGGCCUUCUUGGUAAUUUCCUGAUCUCUAAACAAAUUGUCAUUCAUCUUCCAUCUAAAGGAUCCAGUUGGUAGUAGUGUCAUGUCCAUCUUUACUGCGUUGUGGUCAGAACAGGUCUUUGGGCAGAUUUCCACUUUUCUAACCCUAGGUGCCAGGCCUCUAGAGAUCCAUAUUUGGUCGAUUCUUGUCCAGGUCAGUUGGGCUUCAGAAAAGAAUGUUCCUUCUCUACCUAGUGGGUUUUUUGUUCUCCAAAUGUCGAUCAAGUCCAUAUUGUCAGUCAUUUCAAAAAAGGUUUUAGGUAGUCUGCCAUCUUUUGUGAUGUUUUGACUUUGCGACUUGUCCAUGUUAGUUGACACGACCCCGUUCAUGUCUCCCAUCAUUAUGAUGUUGUUGUAAUCCAGAUGAUCCAGCAUUGUCUCCUGCAACUUCUUGUAAAAUUCCGAUUUCCCUUCAUUAGGCGCAUAGAUUCCUACUAUCAGCAGUUUCUCUCCUUGAUAUUGUAUCUCAAUAGCCAAAAUCCUUCCAUGUUCAUCUUUAAAUAGAAAUUUAGGUGACAGGCUCUCUUUUGCAUAUAUCACCACUCCUCUCUUCUUCACUUUAUCCGACGAAAUAAAUUCCUGGCCCAGUCUUUUAUUUAUUAACACUUUUCUGUGGAGCCUCGUCACAUGUGUUUCUUGUAAGCAAAUAAUGUCCAAUUGUUCUUUUUUUAAUAUAUGAAAAAUUUUCUUCCUUUUCUCCGGAAUAUUGCCACCAUUAAUAUUCCAGCUCAACAGUUGCAGAGACAUCCUGGAUCUAUCUGGUUAUUUCUCCUGGGGUGGUGUCUUCUCUUGAUCUUCAAGUUCCCGAGGUGGAGGUAUUGAUGCUGGCUUUGCCUCAGGCCCGGAAGGUAGUUCAAUUCCUUUAUGUAGGUCCUCUCCGUGUGUAGCCAGAAAUUUAUCUCUCUCUUCCAAUGUUCUAAUUUUAACCUUUCUCGCUCUAAAGGUAAAAGAUAAUCCUUGGGGAAAAUCCCACCUGAAUGGAAUUGCGUUGCUCCUUAAUAGUUUAGCUAGUUCGGAAUAGGCGGCUCUAAGGUCCAACAGUUGUCUUGGGAUAUCUUUAUAUAUCUCAAUUCUUCUAUCCAAAACUUCCAGUGACUUUUCGUAAUGUAGGCCCAAAAUCUUAUCCCUUUCCUCCUUCGAUCUCAAUGUAAUCAAACAAUCCCUGGGCCUCUCCUUCUUUAUAAAUCUUCCAAGUCUAAAAGCUGACACAAUUUUAAAGUCCUUUUCUUCCAAAUUCCAGAACUUGGAAAGUUCUUUGGUCAAAAACUCAGUUAGAUUUCCUUCUUCUGCCUCUUGUAAUGAUCUAAUCCUCAAGUUAUUCUCACGAUUUCGCAGUUCUAUCAUAGAAAGAUAAAUCUGAUGUUCCCCAACUUGUUUAGUGAGUGGUCUUACCUCUUGCUCUAAAUUUUCCAAUUUUUGUCUGGUAUCCUCAGCCAAUUUUCGAUUUUCUACUGAGGCCUCCGUCAACUGUCCAAUUGCUUGUGUAUUCUGUCCCACCUGUGUAGUUAAUUUGUUUAGACAAUCUGUAUUUUUAUCAAUCUUUGCUGAUUGCGCAUCUACUUUCUUGUCCAAAGCUUCCAAUUUUUCAAAGAUUUUUCUAGCACAGAAGCAGAUGCUCCUGAGGCCAUAUCUUCCAAUUGUAACUGCUCUACUUCACCCUCUCCCUCUUUUGCCUGUGGCAAGGCAGCUUCUUCAAGUUGUACUUCUGAGGGCAAAGUAGGCACAGAUGAUCUACGUGUCUGCGAGGCUGAGGUUAGAUUUGUUAGAAUUGUUUGUCUAACUCUUCCUCUUCUUCUUGUACCACUCAUUCCAAUGUUAUCUAUCAGUCAAGGUCACACUGAGUUUUUCCCACAGGAAUAGAGAGGCCCAGAGCAAGCAGACAACAAGAGAAUCGAAAGUAAAUGUUUUUAUAAAGUCACUGUUUUAAUCCAAUCCUCUAGAGGGAGCUUAAAAUGUCUUUUCAGAGUCUGAUUUAAUGUCCCAGAACCUUCCAAUAUAAGUAUUAAGCAGAGUUUAAAGGUAAUCACUUUGUUGCAGACAGUGCUUAUUUAUCUCCAAAAAGAAUGUUUCAAAUUUAAAAGGUCUCAAUGCCCUCAAAUUGUUGCAACUUCUAGUAUACAGUAUCCAAGUCAAACACUGACAGCCCACUGUUACAGUGCUCAAGCAAUCCUGACUCUGGAUUUCGCCUUCCAAUUUGUAAUCCAAUAAAAGGGGGAAAGUCAAGUGCAAAUAAAAGGUCCAAAUCUUUAACUUGCUAAUUUUACUUUAAAUUGUAAGUUCCAUAGAUGCUUGGCUGUGUAGAGUUUAAAAUCUCUUUCUUUCAGCCUCCACUCCUCCACCUUAGUUGCUUUUUUUUUCCCAAGUUCAAUGGCAGCGGAAGACGGACUUCCUGUUUCCACGUCUCUCCGCUUUCAGCCAAAUUCAAGUCAAUUUAAACCUUCUCAUUAAAAUUUGUAAUUCCAAGUGAUUCAGUCUUUACUCACAAGUAGUUGUUUUCUUCCACGUCCGAAUUUUAACAGGAAAAGGGAUCAGCGCUCACCGGCAGCAGCAGCGCGGCUUCACUCCGCUGACUGUGAAACGGCUCACAGCGCCGCAGCCCCCCUCCACGCUCCGGAGCCUCUUACGAGGCUCCUUCUGCAGUUGGAGGGCUGCUCUUGGCGCCAGCCGAGCCUCAUGACCCCAGGCUCUUGCUGCCUGGGGUUUUUCUCGCUGGGUCUCCGCUUCGCCGUAGCGGACGACCCGAUUUCAGCGGAGCUUCUUCUCCGGUCGGGAGAAGACCGCCAUUACCGUUCGCGCCGCCCCCGGAAGUCUCGGCUUCAUAGUUUUCUUCUGUGGUCUCAAAAUGUUGAAUAGUGGACCCUACAGUUCAAGCACACCUUGAUUAUUGACUUAUUGGGUAACUUUGGCAUGUUAGCCUACAAUCCACCUGGGAGCAAGCCCUGCUAAGUUCAGUAGGACCUGACUGCUGAGUAGAUAUACUGUAUUUUUCGCUCCAUAAGACACACUUUUUCCCUCCUAAAAAGUAAGGGGAAAUGUGUGUGCGUCUUAUGGAGUGAAUGCAGGGGGAGGCAGGCAGGAAAAGCCCCCAAGAGCCGCACACAAGCUCUGUUUGGCUCUUGGGGGCUUUUCCUGCCUGCCAGUCAGUCCCUUCUCCCUCCUUGUAGAAAAGCCCGCAGGAGCUGCGUGCUCCUUAAAGGGUGCGUGGCUCCUGUGGGCUUUUGCGGGAGGUGGGGGAAUUGCCAUAGCCGCGUGCAGCCUCUCCUGGCUGGAUCCCGCUCACUGUCUUGGCUUCUUUGCUCUUUGGGGCUGGGGGGGGGGACUGGGGCUUCCCCCGGCAGCCCCGAGAAGCCUGUCCGGUGUUCUUUGGGGCUGGGGGGGGAAAUAAUAUUUCCCCCCUUGAUUUCCCCCUCUAAAAACUAGGUGCAUCUUAUGGUCCGGUGCGCCUUAUGGAGCAAAAAAUAUGGUAGUUAGACUGAUGCUAAUGAUUCAAGCUGUAGACACUCGACUCUCAUUUUCUUCCGUGUUGAUAGUGUCUGAACGAAAAUUUCCUUGGACCUCCAGGUUUUCCAUGCUCUACAUUGACAAUCCGGUAAGUGAACAACGGAAAAGCUUCAUGUUGCGUAUCUAAAUGUGUCUGUUGAGAAAAAAAAACUUUUCUUCACAGCAACAAUUGCCUUAACCCUUAUGUUCUUGCAUCUUAAAACGUUGUAAUUUUAUCUGUUACAUGUAAGGAUAGUCACUUUGUCAACAGCCCUUUUUUCCUCAACGUGGUAUGGCAUUUAAGAAGGAUCUCGUGUAGGGGAAACAUGGCUAGACAAAAUCUUUGGGCAGCUGCCAGGGCUAACGACUGAUGCGGACCCUAUGGACCCACCAUGCUAGGUGCCUGGGGCUGCCUCUCAGCAGAUAUUUUUAUUAUUAUUUCCAGUGCCCCACAAUGUGGGGUUCUACCAGUGAAGGAGGGGUCCCUUCAGAUCUGGAACUAGGUCUGUGCUGGCUCUCUACUAACUAUGUGGUGGGCUCAGGUCCAAACUAGUCAUGACCCACAAUAUACUUCCUCUGGCUCUUUAGGUUUUAAUCAAGCUGAAGCUGAAUUUGGGCAGACUGAAGGGACGAGACUGGCUAACCCUUUCGCGCACUGACAGUUUCCCUGUUCAAAAUCCCUCUCAGUUAAGGGGGAAAGUUAUAGGAGUGAAGGUCUGAGUGGAAAACACUGCUGAUUGGGAUGUAUAAUUCCACCCUUCCAUUUUUGUGUGUGUGUGAUCCUGUGUGUGAUUUUAAUUCAGCAGCAGCACUCUGAAUUCUCUCUUCGCCUCUUUGUGGUGACUCUGGAAUAUAUUUACUUACAAUUGAAGGUUGCCUGAGAACUUGGUAGAUAAAUUCCUAACAGUCACCAGAAAGCUUAUUUUAAACAAAGGUUGAAAUAUAUGUCCCCCUUCCUUUAUUGACAGGAAAAAUUUGGAACUAUUUCUGUGUGCCUUGAUUUGAAAUGUGGCAUGUCGCUGAAUUUUCUCACAUCUUGAACACUGUGCUAGAAUAAUCCUAACUAUGCUAGAAUAACGAAAAUGAGUCUUAUUAAAGGAAGGUUCACAAGCUGCAUGUCUGGAGGAAUCCAGAUCUUCUAAUGGACUAAUUGCAAAAACAGGUUUUAAAACUCCAUUUGCAACUGUAGGAGAAACCAUAUACCUAACAGAAUAUCAUUUUGCUUGAUGUCAAAAACAGCAGCGAAAAACUGGAAGAUAAUUGUUCCACAUAUAUUUUAUAUUCUCUUUUGCUUUCAGGUUGGAACUGGCUUCAGUUUCACAGAUGAUGACGCAGGUUAUGCAGUGAAUGAAGAUGAUGUAGGAAGAGAUUUGUAUAGGUAAAUCAGCCGAUACAAGUUGCAUUUUCUUCUGCUAAGCUUUUGAAAUGCACCAGAAAAGUCAGCGCUUGCUGACACCUUCUGGAGAACUUUCGAAAUAUUUAUAUAGUAAAAUGUUCUUUAUCCCCGUCUCAUUUUAAGGAAAUGAUUAUGUAAGCAUUGGGUGAGAUCCUAGACUCGUAGAAUUGUAGAGUUGGAAGGGAUCACAUGAGUCAUCAAGUCCAGGAAUCUUUUGCCCAACAUGGGGCUGAUCCAAUGUUACUCAUACUCAGAGUAGGCCUUGGAAAUUGAUGGAUUUAAUUACCGUAACAUCAGUCCAUUGAUUUCAGUGGGUCUUCUCUGAGUAUGGUUUAGUUCAGGGGUCAGCAAACUUUUUCAGCAGAGGGCUGGUCCACUGUCCCUCAGACCUUGUCGGGGGCCGGACUAUAUUUUUUUUUGGGGGGGGGGAAUGAACAAAUUCCUAUGUCCCACAAAUAACCCAGAGAUGCAAUUCAAAUAAAAGGACACAUUCUACUCAUAUAAAAACAUGUUGAUUCCCAGACUGUCUGUGGGCCGGAUUUAGAUGGUGAUUGGGCCAGAUCUGGCCCCCGGGCUUUAGUCUGCCUACCCAUGAUUUAGUUGGAUAUUGCCCUUGGCAUCCGGACUUAACAGAAUGGUGUGUGCAUGUUUUCAGAUGCAGAGAAUAGCACAGUAGAGAGCUUUUAAACAUCCCUUUCCAGACAGUGGUUUUGUUAAGUAAUAUAUGUGCAGUUUUCCCUCAUUCUUGAGACAUCAGGCAAUACAUCUGUCUGAUUUCAUCUGCCUCUUUAUAGAUUCCCCGGUUUUUUUUAAUUCAUCCCUCUCCUCUCCUUACAGUCUAGAUGGUUGUGUGGGAAAGGUGAGGUCACUCUGAAUAAGAAUGAUGCUUGGUGACAGAGACAGCAGAAAUGCAGACUCUGUCUUCCUUCAAGGUGGAAAAUUGGGGUUUCAUGGCCCAAGCAGAAAUGAUGUCACGUGUCUUCCUGCUUGUCUCCUCCCCAAGAACUUGUACAUAUUGCAGCAGAAAAUGUCUCUGUUUAAGCACUGUAUCUGCAAGGAGCAUUUUAAAAAGUGUGCUGAGACUUCUGCAUAUUUGUUAAUUAAUAUUACAGUGGUACCUCGGGUUAAGUACUUAAUUCGUUCCGGAGGUCCGUACUUAACCUGAAACUGUUCUUAACCUGAAGCACCACUUUAGCUAAUGGGGCCUCCCGCUGCUGCCGCGGCCUAAUUUCUGUUCUCAUCCUGAAGCAAAGUUCUUAACCUGAAGCACUAUUUCUGGGUUAGCGGAGUCUGUAACCUGAAGCGUAUGUAACCUGAGGUACCACUGUACUGUGAAAUAGAUUGUGUGUGUUGGGAUGAGAUUAAUGCUGUGACACUUCUCUGUAGUUCAAUUUUUGAGACAAAAUGUAUUUUGCGGCUGAAGGAUAAUGUCACACUUGCCUGUGACCAUAUUUUCACGAGCGAAUGUCACCCUGCUUCUGUUGAGGUGCAGCUGCCGAAUAAGUUAGCAAGCUUUCAUUUUCAUCACUAUGACAUUUGACUACAACCUUUCUUAGUGCAGAUAUUUUUACCUGUACUUCGUCUGUUAUUUCAGUGCCCUCAUCCAGUUUUUCCAGCUCUUUCCUGAUUAUCAGAAAAAUGACUUCUACGCAACAGGAGAAGUAAGUUCAGAUAACUUUUAAUUCUUGAACUGUGUAACUUGUGAACAUGAAGAUCGUCGAAGAGAAAUUAAGGAACUUUUUGUGGACCUGUCCCCCCCCCCCGCCCAGUUGGAUUUAAUUUUAAAUUACAUUUCCUAGUUACAGGCACAUCUAUCAACAUACUUUGAACAACAGUAUGUUUUAUAAUUAGUAAAAUAAUGAAAAAUAAUAUCUAUAAAACAGCCAGCAGGGGGAGCAGAAAGGACCAGAACAGUCCCUUCCAGAUUAAAAAAUGUGUUGUUACCUAGCGAUUCCCUUUCCCAGCCCAAAAGUACAUUUUCUGGUAGAUAACUUUGGCCUCAGCAUUUAGUCUGGCAGUGUUUCUUUUAAAAAUUAAGAGCUUAGGUAUUUCUAGAGGAGCUUUCCCCAUUGAUCCUUGCUUUGCUCCUGAAAUUGAUUUCAAAACCUAUCCUCCCCCCAAGAGAGAGAAGGGAACCUCUUUGGUAUUGCAACUACAGUGGUGCCUCGCAAGACGAAAUUAAUCCGUUCCGCGAGUCUCUUCGUCUUGCGGUUUUUUCGUCUUGCGAAGCACGGCUAUUAGCGGCUUAGCGGCUAUUAACGGCUUAGCGGCUUUAAGAAAAAGGAAACACACUCGCAAGAACUCGCAAGACGUUUCGUCUUGCGGAACGACUCAAAAAUCGCUAAACCCUUUCAUCUAGCGAGUUUUUCGUCUUGCGAGGCAUUCGUCUUGCGGGGCACCACUGUAAAAGCUAUCUGUUGCUCACUGCCUCUAACAACUUAAGCAGAGCCACUCUUUCUUUGAUACUAACUGCUAAAACGUGUGACAUUCUAGUCAAGAGAUACUGCUUUCAUUACAGCUUUGUUCUACAAGUCUCCUUUGUCUCUGAAGAUGUAGAUCCCAUCUUGAUUUUUCUGGCAAAGAAAGCUUCUUUAAUUUUUUGCUAACAGAGAUACUUGUCUAGGAAAGAAAUCUGCAGUGUGGGGUGGGAGAAAAGAGAGUCGGAUUUCAUUGUGCCUUUUGCCUGUGGAGACUAGGGAUCACCUUCUUGGUUUCACAUCAUAAAAAGCCUCCUAAGAAAGGAAAGAUGGAAGAGGCUUGAAACAAACAGUUGCCGCGCAGCCUCGUGACGGGUGAAAGGUCAGCUCUUCAUUGGCAGAAAUUGAGACAAAAGGCCUGAAUGCCUAAAGAGGCUGAGAGUAUUAGUAUAUGCUCCUUUGUAUAUGCUUAUCUUGCAUUAAGUUAUAUCUUACCAUAUCUUCUGCCGUGCACCUGAUAUCUGCAGUUUGGACUGGGUUACCAAUAUGCAGAAGCACUAAUAGAUCCAUGGAUUAAGCCCUUCCCCGUCUGUUGCCCCUUGUUCCCCAUGUCUUCAUUUUCGCUGAGUUGGCUGAAGGUUUCUGUUCUUAUCCCUCUCCCCUCAUUGAUCAAGAACUUUGGCUGCGCCUCUCUCCCAACACCUUCCUCGAUUACUUUUCAGAUGGCUUGUAAUAACUUCUGGUUACCUGCUAAAUCUUUCCAUUCCAAGCACUAGCCGCAUGUUCAAGUAUGAUUGAAAGUCAUGGUUCAGAGGUGACCCAGGAAAGCAGGCUUCAUAGACAGCCUGGAAGAGUGCUCUAUCCAGCCUAAUGGCACAUUCGUAUUUAGGAUUGGCCAGCACAAUAUUGCAACUCAUUGAUUCAUUGGUUUUGUAAGUUCAUGGGUUAUUCCAGCUUUGCAAGCAUUAUUUAGCCGGUUGGAUACAUGUACAGUAGUACCUCGGGUUACAUAUGCUUCAGGUUACAUACGCUUCAGGUUAUAGACUCCGCUAACCCAGAAAUAGUACCUCGGGUUAAGAACUUUGCUUCAGGAUGAGAACAGAAAUUGUGCUCCGGUGGCACGGUGGCAGCAGGAGGCCCCAUUAGCUAAAGUGGUGCUUCAGGUUAAGAACAGUUUCAGGUUAAGAGCGGACCUCCAGAACGAAUUAAGUACUUAACCUGAGGUACCACUGUACAUCCGUUUGAUUUCCAAAACGUUCAGAAACCAAAGCCCGGCUUCUGAUUGGCUGCAGGAAGCUCCUGCAGCCAAUCGGAAGCCACAGAAGCCCCAUCGGACGUUUGGCUUCCAAAAAUAGUUCGUAAACCGGAACAGUCACUUCCGGGUUUGCCGCAUUUGGGAGCCAAAACAUUUGAGAAAUAAGCUGUUCGGAAACCAAGGUACGACUGUACUAGGAAAUAAAUGACUUUGAUUACAAAUUUAAUUAGUGUACUCAGUUAAAAGGUUGAAGGAUUUUUAAAAAAAAUCAUUUAGGCAGGAAUCUAGUUGGUACACACAGAAAGUCUUUUGAUCCUUUGCUAAAAGGAGAGGGGAGGUAAAUUUUGCCCAUUUGCUGUCUCUUUUGCACCAUCCAGAACCCAAAAAUCAACUCGGGAGAUCCUCCAUAACAUUGCAUGGGGAGAAGAUGAAUCAGAAUAAAUGCCCCGUCCUCUAUGAGCUCCUUCUAUGAGCUUAAGAGCACAAAUUCUAUUGAUUACUUACAGCCUUAAUAAUGAAAACUAGCAGGUGCAAAUCAAAUAUUUUAGAUGCAGUUAUACUGCAUAAAAGCAUUUAUCUUUGGAGCACAAUAUCAAGUCGCCUACAUGCACAAACCUCUUGUGUUUAUGCUUUUUGCUGUGGCCAGAUUGUUAGUGGCCUCCCAUUAGAAGUCCAAAUCAUCUCCUUCCCGAGAGGAGUGGCUAUCAAAAGUAUGGGACAUUGCACUGUCAGAACAUCCGACACAUGUAUGGAGAGUCCUUAACAGUUCAUUAAAAAUAGAUCUUUUUAUUUCACAUGGUAUAAGAUCUUAUCCUAACGUAAACUCAGUUGAACAGCCCACCAAACCCGAGAUGAAAAUGUGGAGACGCUUUAUGGAGAACUGAAUUGACUCACAUACACACACCCUUUUUAAAAUAUAUGAUAGUUGAAUGCAUUAUUGUAUUCUCAGCUUUCAGGUUUUCUUCCCCAUUGUAUUUUCAUUUUAUUUUUUCUAUUUCUGCAUGCAAUUUGUAUUGACUACACCUAUCACUUUCGAUGUAUUUUCUAUGUGUUUAUAUCAAUAAAUAGAAUUUUUUAAAAUGCAUGAAAGCUAUUCAUACUACCUUUUUGUUUGACUGUAUUCUUCAAUAUCACUAGUCCUAUGCAGGGAAGUAUGUGCCUGCCAUCGGCUAUUAUAUCCACACCCGUAAUCCUACGGCAAAGAUAAAGAUCAACUUUAAGGGUGUUGCCAUUGGAGAUGGUCUCUGUGACCCUGAAUUGGUAAGGUUUCUCCAUAUUGUGUUUAAUUAAUUUAUUAUUAUUAUUUUUUACAAAAUCAGAAGUGGAUUGUGAUUCUCAAAUUGCGGGGAAAGGAUAACGGAAGAAAGGGAAAAAAGAGUAUUGUUCCAUGUAACUUUCUAAUUUCAGUAAAACUUUAAUUAGUUUACCACCUGUUUCUCAAGAGCAAAUUAGCUGCGAUCCUGCAGGGAACUAGACUGCUUAUAAAUGCCACCAAAGUUUUAUUGCAGCUUUGGCAAACUAUUUAAAAUUUGGAAGCAUGCUUUAAAAAAUAGAUAAAUCUCUGCUAAUGCACUGCCUUUAUUAAAAAAAACGGGCAUUCUAGAAGAUUAGAAUAAUCUAGACUAAUAUCGCUGAGUUUCUUGAUUCCCUUUGCAGAUGUUUGGUGGCUAUGCAGAAUUGUUAUAUCAAAUUGGCUUGUUGGAUGAGAAGCAGAAGGCGUUUUUCCGGCAGCAGACUGAUCUGGCAGUAAUCUACAUCCAGCAGAAGAAAUGGAGAGAAGCCUUUGAAGUACGUAUUAGAGGCCCACAUGCUGGCCUCCAGCAAUUAAAACCAUCUGAAGAGAGUAAGGGGGUCAGAAGGAAGCAGAAUGGAGGUCACAAGCUCCGCUCUGGAAAAAGGUGUCCAUUUAUAUUGCAGCAGAAGGGCAAAGAGAGUGAGAACUAAUGGAGAGAAAAAUCACCAUCCAAUGUUUCUACAAAAUUUACCUUGGCCUCUUUUCAGAAUUGAGUGCUGUGGCAUAUGUUUACAUAGGCAUCUCUUUCAUGAAUUGCUUUAGUUUUUCUAAGUCUGUGCUUGUAUGCCCUAAAGGUUUAGCUUAUCCCCAGGAAAUCAGGAAAGAUGCAGUCGUGGAACUCGUUGCAUAUGCUUGAACACACGCCUGAAACCUUUCUAUAUCCAUGAAUAAUGGCUCCAAUUUUUAACCCCCACCGAAAGAGUGGAAGGCGAAAACAGCAGCACACACUGUGGGCUGGCGUUUUGCUCUGAAUUUGCGGCGUUUUGUGUUUCCCGCGCAGUGAUGUCACGAAGCAGCCUUCGAAUGUGUGCAGCAGUAAGCCGCUAACAAGUUACUUACUGCAAUACAGUGCAUUUUACAGAAUAAUUUGUCUAAAUUGAGAAAUAACCUUUAAAAUGCGUAUAACUGUGUGGCUUGUAUUUCCUCCCCUUGGGAAGAUCCACCAUGCUGACUUAUAUUCUCAGCAUUCCAGUUUAUAUCCAUGCUACACAUUAGCUUGUUUCAUUUAUUUAUUUUAUUCACACACACACACACACACACACACACACACACACACUGCUUGAUUAUAAGGAAACCUCUAAACUCUUAGCUAUGGUAGAGCAGUGAAUAUCGUGUGCACAACACAGGCAAAUAACAGAUUGGAGCAGCAUUCUAGAUUAGAUCUUCAUGGGGGCUGGCAGUGGGAUCGGGGAAGUUGAAGUGGGUCAAGAAACUGUGCCUUCCAAAGUUUGAAUAUGGUAAUCAGUUGGCCCCAAGAACAGAAGAAAAACCCUUCAUAAUAAUAGUAAUAAUAAUUUUAUUAUUUACAUGCCACCCAUCUGACUGGGUUGCCCCAGCCACUCUGGGUGGCUCUCAACAAGAUAUUUUAAAUGCAAUAAAACAUCCAGCCAUUGAAAGUUUCCCUGAAAGCCUUCAGAUGUCUCCUAAAAGUCAAAUAGUUGUUGCUCUGUUUGACAUCUGAUGGGGAGGCGUUCCACAGGGCAGGUGUCACCAGCGCCGCCUUUACCCGGGGGUGCAAGGGGUGCGGGGUGCCAAAUGCCAAAGACGGCCCUGGAGGUUGUAGUUGGACAUCCCCAUCCACAGGAACUUUUAGAGGGGAGAUCUGUUCACCGUGGAUGGGUGCAGGAAAGGCGUGCAAGCCCAGGUGAGGGCGUGGAGGACCCAGCGUUGUGGGUGCCGCAUGGUGGCUCCUCUGCUGGCGGAGCUUUUCCUUUCCGCAUCCUGUCCGUUUCCUUUCCUUGCUGUGCUUCUCCCGUGCCCUGCGUAGCACUGCCCAGGUCCGUCUCAUCCCGCGACAGCACCCUAGUCCCUCAGCAGUGUAGCCUGGGAGGGAGUGGAGCAGCGGCAGUUGUUACAGGUGAGCGAUUUCUCCCUCCCCUAAAGACGGCCCUGGAUGUCACUACUGAGAAAGCCCUCUGUCUCGUUCCCUGUAGCUUCACGUUUUGCACUAAGGGAACCACCAGAAAGCCCUUGGAGCUGGAUCUCAGUGUCCAGGCAGGACAGUGAGAAUGGGGAUGCUCCUUCAGGUAUGCAUGGCGAUUCAGGGCUUUGAAGAUCAACACCAACACUCUGAAUUGUGCUCAGAAAUGUACUGGGAGCCAGUGUAGAUCCUUUAGGACCAGUGUUAUAUGGCCUUAAUAUUUCAUUGCUCAGGUACACUCCACAAAGCAUCUCCUUGCUACUUGUGGCCAACUGAAUUAUGCCGAGCAUUGCGGUUCCUUAGAAUUUUUAACCCAUCAGAAACCAUAUUUUGAACUGUUUUUCUUUCCAUGGCUCUCUUCCUCCAGGUGUUUGAUGUUCUGUUGAAUGGCGAUGAAAUUGGAACUGCUUCCUUCUUUCAGAACGCCACAGGGUGUAGCAACUACUUCAACUUCAUGAAGUGCCAGGUAAGCCACCCUUAGACUAGGCAUUCUGGUAAUGUGCUUUCAAAGCUAUGGAAUUAACUUGGGCUACUGCUCUAUCAGAGGGACGCGGGUGGCGCUGUGGGUUAAACCACAGAGCCUAGGACUUGCCGAUCAGAAGGUCGGCAGUUUGAAUCCUCAUGACGGGGUGAGCUCCCAACCUAGCAGUUCGAAAGCACGUCAAAGUGCAAGUAGAUAAAUAGGUACCGCUCCGGCGAGAAGGUAAAUGGCGUUUCCGUGUGCUGCUCUGGUUUGCCAGAAGCGGCUUAGUCAUGCUGGCCACAUGAACCGGAAGCUGUACGCCGGCUCCCUUGGCCAAUAAAGCAAGAUGAGCGCCGCAACCACAGAGUCGGCCACGACUGGACCUAAUGGUCAGGGGUCCCUUUACUGCUCUAUCAAGAGCGAUUGGAAAUGGUGGUAACAGUACUGGAGCUUGGGGAAAUGAUCCCUCCCUUUCCCCCCCCUGUUGGUGCUUAAAUCUCAGCACAUGCUUAAGGUCAAGAGAUGAGUGGGAUGUUUUACACCUAGUGUGAAGGUAACAUGAGGAGGUCUUUAGCAUUGUGCAAAUACUGCAGACGAUUCACCUAGGAUGCGCCUGUCUCUCCACUUGCGAAAAACCCAACAGCUGGAGAGAAAAAGGAAGGGUUUUCCCCUACCACCCCAUGAAGAUUAGGUCUAUCGAUGGCUAUUGGCCUGGUGGCUAAAUGGAAUUUCAGUAUUUAGAGGUGCUGAGAGAGUGCUGUUGCCUUCAUGCCCUGCCUGUAAACUUUCUAGAAGCAUCCAGCUAAGCACUCUUGGAAGUUAAGACUAGUUUGACCUUUUCUCUGCAAGUUUCUCCCCCCUAAGUUCUUAUGGGAAAUAGUGCAAGAUGAAACAGUUUCCCUAAGUUAAAACUUGAUAUUUGUGUUGCCUGCAUGGGACAUUGUUUAAUGCAAGUAAACUCAGUCUGGCACAGUGACAAAUUAAUGUGGCUGUACAUUUUCACCAACAGCAAACCUUUUCCCCCCCUCUCUCAUCUGAUCAAUUACCAAAUGCCACCAGUUUUCAUGACCUGCUGGGAUUUUCCCCUUAUGAAACUAAUAGACUUGAACACUUUAAAUUGCUUCAUAAUUUCAGACUUAACUGACCCCUGCAGUUUCAUGUUUAACACUAUCCUCACUUAUGCGAUGUUUUGCAUGCUUCAGUGCUAGGUAGGAUAACUAGGGAAUAUACCGUAUUUUCCGCCCUAUAGGACGCACCGUCCCAUAAGGCGCACCUAGUUUUUGGGGGGGAAAAUAAAAGGGGGGGAAUUAUUUCCCCCCCCAGGCGCGGGCCUUGGGCAGGGGAAGCCCGAGCUUCCCCCGACCCCAGCCCCCAGAACAGGCAGCUCUCUGCAAGUCGUGGGAGCCCAGCACCGGCUCCCGCUGCUUGCGGAGAGGUGCACGAAGCCUGGACGCGCUGAGCUCAUGCACGUGCAGGCUUCAGCAUGCAGGCAACUCUCCGCAAGCAGCGGAAGCCCAGCGCCGGGCUCCCACUGCUUGCGGAGAGGUGCGCGAAGCCUGGAGAGCAAGAGGGGUCGGUGCACACUGACCCCUCUCGCUCUCCAGGCUUCAGCGAAAGCCUGCAUUCGCCCCAUAGGACGCACACACAUUUCCCCUUCAUUUUUGGAGGGGAAAAAGUACGUCCUAUAGGGCGAAAAAUACGGUGAUUUUAUUGUGUUGAUUUUUUGCAGCCAUUUUUAUCUUUUUCAUCUUUUGUUUAAUAGGAACCUGCGGAUCAGGAGUACUUUGGACAGCUGUUAACAUUGCCAGAAAUAAGGAAGUCUAUCCACGUUGGCAACCUGACAUUUCAUAAUGGCUCCAUGGUUGAGAAACAUUUGCUUGAAGAUGUGAUGCAGACAAUAAAACCAUGGCUGGCUGUCCUAAUGGAUAACUACAGGGUAAGUAGGCUGCCAAGCCCAGCCUCUUAAAUUUAAGAACCUGCAGAACUGCCUUAAUUUAUUAUUUUCCAAAUAUUUAACCUCCGAAUAUUUAACACCUACUCCCAACUUCUAAUCAGCCAUCCCUAAAACAGAACCAGAAUAGUUUUAGCAAUUCAGUGAUAAUCAGUGUUGCAGCGAUGUGUGACUUCAGAGAGAUUAGCUGAUUAACUUUGCAUUUCAAACCUUUACCCAACAUUGGAGAGGAUAGCUUUGUGUUGUAGCAUGUAAAGUGUCUGUUUUUUUCUGGCAUUCUUUUUUUUUGGGGGGGGUGGUGGUCAGACUUGGUUAGUAGAGGUGAUGAAGUCCUCCGUUGGAGACUGUAGCACCUCAGUUCUCAUGCGUAUAUGUUGCAGGGACUUUUCCCCAUAUAAAACACAUAGCAUUUCAAGAGAGCUAACUUUCGAAGCUGGUGAAAUACUUCUGCACCGGUGGUUGAAGUCCUCAUCUACAGGACAACACUGCAUCUUAGCAACUGUAUUUGUGCUUGAAUGUUUUGCUCUUCCACAGCACCUGUUCAGCUUUAGCCAGCAGAUCCAUUGUAUUAUAUGUGUUAUUAUUUUAUAUAUAUUUAUAAAAGUAUUUCUGUACGGUCGUACCUUGGAAGUCAAACGGAAUCCGUUCCAGAAGUCCGUUCGACUUCCAAAAUGUUCAGAAACCAAAGCACGGCUUCUGAUUGGCUGCAGGAAGCUCCUGAAACCAAUCGGAAGCCCCGUCGGACGUUCGGCUUCUAAAAAUAGUUCGCAAACCAGAACACUCAUUUCCGGGUUUCUGGCAUUCGGGAGGCAAAACAUCUGAGUACCAAGGCGUUCAGGAUCCAAGGUAUGGCUUCAUAAAAUAUCAGGAUUACAUACUACAACGAAAUACAAAAUGCCACUAAAAGCAAUGCUUUUAAUCUUUGAUGUGCCUGGCUAAUCAAAAACAGGCAGAAACAGAUGUAUAGGCCUGUUGGCAUAAAAAGAUCCUCAAGAGAGACAACAGCAAGGCUGUCUGCCAAAUCUCUGCAGUGAGAAUGUUCUGUAGCAGAGGACUGGUGACGCUAAAUGUCUGACUUUCUAGCUGAGGCCAGUUACGCCCCUGUAACAUGGGUGACAGCUAACAGCACUCUUCCAGAUAAUCUCUAUGAUUGAUCUGAGAUAUAAUGGCUCAGGUAGACUGUAAGGCACGGGGCUGGAUGCGGCCCAAUUGCCUUCUAAAUCUGGCCCGUGGACGGUCUGGGAAUCAGCAUGUUUUUACAUGAGUAGAAUGUGUGCUUUUAUUUAAAAUGCAUCUCUGAGUUAUUUGUGAGGCAUAGGAAUUCGUUCAUUCCACCCCAUAUAGUCCGGCCCCCAACAAGGUCUUAGGGACAGUGGACUGGCCCCCUGCUGAAAAAGUUUUCUGACCCCUGCCAUAAAGUAUACUGGGCCGAAGUUGCUCAAAACCCUGAACCUGGCCUGAUAGCCUAUGGGAAGUCAGUGGUGUUUCAGGAGUUCCCAUAGGCAAGUCUGUUGCUGUUGUAAAACAAUAGAGGCUUGGCAUUUUUUGCUUUUCUAAGUGCUGCCCCAGGAGGUCAACUACAGCUGUCUAGUAAUGAGAGUAGAUAAGGGAGCAGAUUACUUGCUUCUUACUUCCUGAUCUAGUUUGGUAAGCCACUUGUGGUGUUUAAAAGACUACACAGAAAUGUCCUAAAUGAUGAAAUGAGUAACUUUAUUGACUUUUUAAAAUUUAAUUCCACAUGCCACUGAAAUUAAUCUUAAACAACUUAAACUGAUUGAAGGCUGUGGUUAACAGUCAUGGCUUUCUUCCAGAGAAUCUUUGGAAUCUGUAGCUUUGUGGGAUACUGAGACUUGUUUGUUGGGAAUCUUUAGCCCUUCGUGUAACUUUUAAUUUUUAGCAUUCCGUUAGAUGGGCCCACAACAGUUACACAGGCAUAAAACUGUUUUAAAUUUCUAGCGUACACGUAAGCUUAGAAAAUAUUGAAGAACGUACCUACUGCAGCAGCUUUACAUAUAUAUAUAUUUAGUUAGAUGCUGUAAGACAAAACCAGUAUUGGUCUAUGACUGUAAUUUGUUCUGUUUUUAAUGCUGAAUUUUAAAUUGUUGUCACGUGCCCUGGGACCUGCUGAUGAAAGGCAUGUGACGACAACGACAACAACAGGACAGUAGUUGUAGCACAAAAGAGAGGUAUGCACAUCCCAUUUGCUGUGGCCAGUCUGAAAGUUACUCACAUCUUGUGAUCUUUGGAGUUCACAUGUAAUGUAUUGGCUAGUUUGCAUUGUAUAUCACAUGGGGGGGGGCAUAACGAGCCACUCAUUUCUACCUCAAGAAUAUUGCAAUGGUUUGGAAUGAUAACUUACUUGCAUGUCAAGCUUAAUGUUCACAUGUGACAUGGCUUGGGGCAGUUUUUGCAGUAGCCAGAACGUCUCUGCAAGACUGAGCUAUCUAACCCUCUUUUGGUCUAUGGCAGGAGUCCCUUCACAUCCCAUAGUAGUGCCUAACCACAUGGUAAAUGUAGCAUUUUGUUCUGAACUAUAUUGGGAGGGUGAGGAAGCACUUUGCUUUUCUAUGCAUUGGAGGUUUGGCUGUUUAGGCAAAUCCAGACUUUUUCCUAAGGCAAAGGAUUGUUGUUGUUAUUUCUAUACCACCUUAUACCGUAUUUCUAUACCACCCUAUGGAUGUGCCCUUUGAAGCCCUCCAAGUCAGAAAUUAAUAAUUUCAAACCAAAGUAAGUUUGGUACGAGGAAGUGCAUGGCGUGGUCAAUAUGCCCAUCAUACUUUUUGUUGGAUUGAAGCAUGUGUUCCUUUUAGGAUACGUAAAAAGAAACAAAAGAAACGUCUUUGUCUUCUCGCUCAACCAAAGCCAGAUGGGGAAUAAUACUACUCAUAAUUCAUUGUACAGGAUUUGCGAAGGAUGCGGCAUGGCGCGCGGGAGCUGCCAUGAUAGAUGCUUCAGCCUACUGACCAUUCGAAAGAGCGCAGUCACUUAUAGAUUAAGAGCAGCAUGCUUGGUGCUUAGAAAUGCUGUCAGGAGUGCUUCAGAAUUUCUGCUGUUUUUGACACUCCCAUUACACAUCCCGUGUCUAGGUUAAACUGUUUGCUAUGGUUCCACCAACCCCUCUUUCUUCCUUUAGCAAUUUAAUAAGGAAUUGUGGCAAAUAAUAGAAAAUGGAAAACACUGUGUUAAUGGCAUGGCCUAUUAGAAAUCUGGCGCCACUGUCCUUGGUUGUAUGUUGUGUGGCGAUUAGUCUUGUGCAGUCCUUUUCGUAUUUGGCAGAAUUUGGAAUUUCUCAGCAGUAGAGAAGAUGCUUGGUUGCCAAUGGUCCCAGUUUCAAUCCUUGGCGUUUUUGGAAAGGGCUGGAAAAAACCUGCUGGAAACUACGGAGAGCUGGUGCCAGUCAAUGUAGACAAGUGCUCUUCAGCCUUGUAGUCCUGGCAUUGUUGGGCUGCAGCUGCCAUCAUCCCUGAGCAGUGGCUAAAUUGGUUUAUGGGAUUAUGGGAAUUGUAGUUCAACCCCAACUAGGGAUCAAAGGUUGAAAAACACUAGCGUAGGCAGUACUGGACCCAAUGGGCUGACUCACUUUAUUCUAUUUAAGGUAUUUAAAUAAAUAAAAAUAAAAUCUUUAGGUUUUGGAAGCUUUAUUACAAGUUAUGAUUCAGUUGGCCAUCUUUUCUGCAAGGGUAUUUAAACAUUUACUAGGACUCCUGAAGGGUCUUUCUAAAACUAGAAAGAGGAAUUUGUCAUAAUUAAUAGGAAGGAAACUCAUUUGAACAUAAUCAAUUUGACUUUACCUCAUAAAUUGCAACAUUGGUGAGGUUGCACUUCCUCCUAUGAAUCAGGUUAUUGGCAAGGGGAUACUGCUGGCAUCCUUGACAAGUAAUUGGACAGUUACAGCUUUCCCUGGGAAAGUAAGACCUUUCCAUUAUCAGCCUUGUUUUGGACUAGACUAUUGGCAAUAUGCUGUAUGUGGGAUUGUCCUUUGGAAAAUUUCAGAAAGUACAUCAACUUGUUAAUGAGGAGAUGCUGCACCAAGAAAGCAAAUACUGAUCACACUUAGCUUAGAGAACUUCAUUGGCUCCUAGUUGGCUUCCAGACACAAUUCAAAGUACUUGCGUUGAUCUUUGGCAUCCUAAAUGUCUUGGAUCACUAUACCUGAGGGAGCAUUUAAGUGUUAUUUGUUGAGAUAGCAGUAGAGGCUGUGCUUCAGGUGCCUCCUCACCACCAAUGAUGCCAAGACUUCUUUGGAGAAGAUCAAAAGUCUAUAUGGCACCAUUCCUCUUUUCUCUUACAAAGCAAAUGAUAUUUUACUGGGUUGUGUGUUGUGUUUUUUUUACAUGUGAUUCUAAAUAUUUAUAUUGUGUGGAAUUGACUCUGUUAGCUGUAAUAUGUACUUUUUAGUGGAAAGCCAGGAUAUAAACAUUUUGAAAACAUAGUGAGAAGCAGAAAAGUGGGAAGGAUAUUUAUUCCCCGUUUGUCUGCUCUUCUCCAGAGAUCCCUCAAACUUUCUACGAAAUGCCAGAAUUUUCUUCUGUUCCUUGAUUGAUACCUUCCUGUUAUUCACCGUAGAUACAUUAUCCGGGCUUCAAAGGGUGGAAGGCUCCUUUUGAAAACUUUCCCAUUGCUUAGGAACCUGGAUAUAUUUCUUAACUCAGCUAUUUAUGUGCUUGUUUAUGUUUCUGAGCUUUGGCUCCAUUCCCUCCCAGUUUGUAGUUGUGGGAUUGUCUCAAGCUGCCUUUUUCCGCUUUAAUUUUGGUUUAAAAAACACACCAAAAAAACCCCCUAAUAAAAUGCAGCUGUUACUGAAACGCUUAGAUAUUUUAUCAGGUUUUCCCAUCAGAUGUGUUGCAGUGUCACUUGUGAGGAAAUAUUACACCAGUAGGUUCAGGCAAUGAACAAAACAUGGCACAUGUGCAAACUGGCCAUUUCUCAACACUCAUCUACAACAUUGGCUCCUUUGUUUGUAACAGAGCUGAGGGAAAGACCUCUGUAACAUCCCACACAUAUCCCCUUUUUCAGCCUUCAAAGAUUGGCUUCUAUUACUUCCACUGAAAGAGUGACAUUUUUUCUUCAACAUAAUGUGGUGUUGCUUCAUAAAAUAGAGGCAGCCCAGUAGCCUAGUGAUGACAACUGUUUUAUCCAUUCUAAAACCAGUCACAUUACAUUUCUAUAACACGUUUUACACUACACUAAUUGUCACACAUUUUCCCCUCACGCACACUCGCACAGACACGAUGGGCAUCUCCCACCCAUUUCCCCCCUUAAUAGUAGAUUUGUGUAAUUGCACCCCUAUUUGUCAGAUGCAGAGUGCUAAAAAAGAUUUGUGGGAGGAAAUCGUAAUACGGGAUCACAAAUCAGCUGGGCUUUUGCUUCUGAAUAUCAAAUGGUUUUUCAAACUUGGGUCUCCAGCUGUUUUUGGACUACAGCUCCCAUCAUCCCUAGCUAAUAAUAAUAAUAAUAAUAAUAAUUUAUUAUUUAUACCCCGCCCAUCUGGCUGGUCCUCCCCAGCCACUCUGGGCGGCUUCCAUAGAAACCAAAAAUACACUAAAAUAUCACACGUUAAAAACUUCCCUGAACAGGGCUGCCUUAAGAUGUCUUCUGAAUGUCAGGUAGUUGUUUAUCGCUUUGACAUCUGCUGGAAGGGUGUUCCACAGGGCGGGCGCCACUACCGAGAAGGCCCUCUGCCUGGUUCCCUGUAGCUUUGCUUCUCUCAAUAAGGGAACCGCCAGAAGGCCCUUGGUGCUGGACCUCAGCGUCAGGGCAGAACGAUGGGGGUGGAGACGCUCCCUCAGAUAUACUGGACCAAGGCCGUUUAGGGCUUUAAAGGUCAGCACCAACACUUUGAAUUGUGCUCGGAAACGUACUGGGAGCCAAUGUAGGUCUUUCAAGACCAGUGUUAUAUGGUCUCGGCGGCCACUCCCAGUCACCAGCCUAGCUGCCACAUUCUGGAUUAGUUGUAGUUUCUGGGUCACCUUCAAAGGUAGCCCCACGUAGAGCGCAUUGCAGUAGUUCAAGCGGGAGAUAACCAGAGCAUGCACCACUCUGGCGAGACAGUCCGCGGGCAGGUAGGGUCUCAGCCUGCGUACCAGAUGGAGCUGGUAAACAGCUGCCCUGGACACAGAUUUGACCUGUGCCUCCAUGGACAGCUGUGAGUCCAGAAUGACUCCCAGGCUGCACACCUGGUCCUUCAGGGGCACAGUUACCCCAUUCAGGACCAGGGAAUCCUCCACACCUGCCUGCCUCCUGUCCCCCAAAAACAGUACUUCUGUCUUGUCAGCAUUCAACCUCAAUCUGUUAGCCGCCAUGUUAGUAGGUCAGGGAUGAUGGGAAUUGUAGUCCAAAAACAGCUGGAGAUCCAAGUUUGGGAAACACUGGUUUAAUCAAACCAUGGUGUUAUCAAACAUACCAAACACUACCUCUUCUUGAGUGGGCUUGGCCUUUGUUGGAUUAUAUUCGGAACAAAUUUGACCACUUAGCUCUUCAGUGAAAAAAUAUGUCUGUUUCUUCAAGAAGAGCCAUAUUGGUGAUAAACCAAUGAGAAUGUUCCUCUAAUUCUUUCUUUCUUUUUAAAGCACCCAUUUGGAAAUUACUGUGGUCAUUUGUUGUUAUCGCUCAGCACUGUUAUCUGCCAGCCUUUCUAGGUUAUAGAAAAGUAUUUUAAGAAAAAUGUUUAAUGCCUACAAGAAGAGAAACCAGAAGUCUCAUUGUGCAAGCAGAUAUCUAUUGUGCAAGUAGACAGAUAUAUAUAUAUAUAUAUAUAUAUAUAUAUAUAUAUAUAUAAAAUUUCCAGCAGGAAUUAAAUGAGCAAAGAUUUCAUUUGCAAAGCAAAAAUUGGGUAUGAUUUGUGCAGGACUUUCUUAAGUUCCGUACCAUGACAGGGGCUUGGUAAUAAUUGGAUGAGAUAUUUUAUCCCAGGAAAGAGGCUUUGGCUUAGAAUUCUUUAACUCUAAUAAAACCUUUGAUGUUUGUGGAUCCUGUGAAUAUAUUUUUGUUAGUAUCAGAUUUUGCUAUAUCUACUGAUUUAAACCUGUCUUGCCCCAAAAGGAGUUGGGCAACACCGGAAAGGUUAACUUGCCUUAGGUUAGAACUCAGUCCUACAGUAUUUAAGAUUGCAUCUAGUUCGGAAAUUGUGGCAGGCACUGUCACUUAUCAUUAAACAGCUCAUUAAAUCCCAGCUAAUUGCAUCUUUGUUCCUGCAUUUUAAAGUCUUCCUGUGCCAGCCCUUAACUACCUCACUAAAAUUUUACCAUUUGUACCCUCACAGUUAACUUCAUUAGCUUAUUCUAGCACAAGUAAAACAAGAGUUUUAAUAAGUUUUUGUUUUGUACAAAUUGAAGACAGAGUGUUCGACAUUUGCUUUACCUGGUAGCCUGAGUGACUUAAAAUCCACAAGUAAAGUAGUGCAUAUUUGAAAUGUUCAUGACAUGUUUAUAUUUUUUGUAAAGUGUUUUGGUUUUCUGUGUUGUUUCAGAGCUUUUAAACAGUUUUGUUGUGAUCUACAUCAUACCCUCCAACACCCCAGUGGCAAAAUCCAGGACACAUUCUUCUGGGACACUAUCUUCCCAUUUUUUCUCACAAGAGAAUGGCGACCAUUUUGGAUGCCAUAAUCUUGAGCAAUUUCACAUCACAAUUCCCCCCAGAAAAAGUGCCUUUUUCGGCACGGUGCCCUAAAAGGUGUUUGGGGGCACCACACAAGAUUGCAGGCCUGAAAAAGAACUUGGGGGGGGGGGACACAAUCAUGGUGUGAAAUUGGCAAGAUCACAGCAUCCAAAAUGUUAUGCCAUGCUGCCAUGGCAGCCAUUUUGUGACUGCUGCCCACAACAUUUCCACAAAAUUCAAAAUGUGCUUACUGGUCCUGAAAGGUUGGCAGCCUCAGUCACAUUCAUGCUAUUCCUUAUGUCUAACUUUUUGCUUAUUUUGUUUUGCCCCUUUGUUCCUUUUCCACUUCAGUUCCUUUCAGUGUUCUGGGAAAACUAGGGUUUCAUGUCAUGAUUAGCCCACAUCUACUGCUUGGAACGGGGAAGUUUGCCGCUGACCCAAAUUUCCCUGUUUCAAAGAGGCUUUUAUGGGGGAAAUCCUUGUAUCCUUUCUUUGGAAUUUAGUUUAUAUCACCUUCCUCGCAGAAAGCAUGCAAGCAAGCCAAAGCCAUGAGCCACCCGCAUGAGAACUUUUUUUGUUUAAACUGUUCAUUCAUGUAAUCCACAAGUCUUAAUCCCUUUCUCUUCUGUCUAGGUUUCUUCAUCUGCAGUGUUUAUUUAUGGCAGCAAUUGAAUUUAAUCAGCUACAUGCUACUCUCUGCAUUGGCCAUGCUACUUUUCCCCUUCUGCUUUUGGCGAGAAUGCUUAGCAAAAGGAGGUGGAGAAAAUGUAGAGGCUGAUAAUUAUAGUCGCGAAGGGCCUUGGCAGUGGGAAAAGGCACAGCCAAGAAUAAGAGGAUUGUCUUUUUUAUUUUGGAAAAUUUAGUGAUAUUGGAAAAGUUGAAAAGUACAGAUUUGUCACCCUAUUUCUCCUUCCCAGUGAUCCUUUCACAAGUUAACUGUGAAUAUUCAGGUUGCUCCCGAUUUUCUCUUCUCGUAGCGUGGUCACAGUGAGUUGCCAACAUGCAGGUAGAGGACCAGGAGGAUAAGCUUCACUGGCUUUUGUGUAUUUGAUAAUGUCACUGCUUUGCACAAUAUAGAUUUACUUAAUACAGGGAUGUUUAACCUCUGGGCCACACCACAGGCCUGAUUAGGGCAACCAGGCCUUCCCAGUUGACCCAUGGUGCCAUUUUAGCUAGACCCUGUCCACCUGUCUUAAUAAGUUUUGGUUUGUUUCACUACGCAGUUGUAUUUAUGGCUUCUAAAAUGCUGUCAAUUUUUGCAUUUCUGGUGGCCGGAUCUUUUAUGCUCCAGUGCUUAACACAAUGGGCAGCCAGUGUUCAGGUUUCCUUAAUCAGGGAAGGUAGUAUUAGCGGUAUUCCACCACUAGUGCUUGGUUAAAGCCCCAGUAUGAGGCAGCCACCCUUGUGCUAUAGCUAAAUGAGCAACUGGAGGGAUGGUGCAGUUAGGAAUUGAAUAGCUUGAAGUAGCCUCAAAUGUAGGUCAUAUCUGCUCCUUAUAAACAAAGAAAAUGGAGCCCCAAGCAUUCAGUGGUGGAGGUUCAGUAAAACAUCAAGCUCCAUUCCUGGUUUACAUAAAUCUCUCUUGGCCAUUCCAUUUGCAAGACUGCCAUUACCUCAGGUUUCUUGGCCACUGCUACUAGCACAGAAGUUAUGGCAAAUUUGUAAAACAUGUCUCUGUACCUCCUGUCUGCCAUUAUGCUCUUAUUUUUCUUGAUUCUUUUACAGUGCUCCCUGCAACAUGUAGUGACUUACUAGAAGAAAAAUUAGCCCAUCUUAUUGUUUAGCUGUCCCAAAAGAAAAGAGCGUGCGAGGAAGGGAUUGGCUGGGAAACAGACUGUUCUUCCAUCUGGUAUAUGAGACUGUAUUCCAGAAUCCCAGGGGUAAUCUAAAGAGAUCUUCUUUUGAUGGUUUACUGUAGCCCUGUGGGAGUCCUUUCCCCUUCCUCUGCUGAUUGACAGGGAUGAACUGUAUCCUUAGAUAACUCUGUGCAAGAAUGCAGAUGUUGCAUGCCAUGCUUACAUUUCAAAUCCUGAAAUAUAACACACAGUUUUUCAAAAACUAGAGAAUAAAAUAAUUGGUACCUGCUUAGGCUAGUUACUUGUUACAAACAGCAAAGGGGGAAAAUGUUCAGAUUAUUAUACAGUGGUACCUCGGGUUAAGUACUUAAUUCGUUCCAGAGGUGCGUUCUUAACCUGAAACUGUUCUUAACCUGAAGCACUACUUUAGCUAAUGGGGCCUCCUGCUGCUGCCGCGCUGCUGGAGCACGAUUUCUGUUCUCAUCCUGAAGCAAAGUUCUUCACCCGAGGUACUAUUUCUGGGUUAGUGGAGUCUGUAACCUGAAGCAUCUGUAACCAGAAGCGUAUGUAACCCGAGGUACCACUGUACUGUAAAUGAAUACAAUCUGAAUCAAUUAGUGAUGUAUGACUAACUGAUAUGUUCCCUUUCCAGAAAUUACACCAUUAAUGACCGUUAGCCUUGUUAACCCUAAUGAAUUUCUGCUCUGAAGAAAAAUAAUUCAAUAGGCCAUACUGCCUUUGUUUCUAUCCACUGCUUUUGAAAGAUGGCUGUAGCUGUUUAAAAUGACAGUACUGCCCCUGCCUUUUAGCUGGGGUGGGGUGGGGUGGGGGGUACAUCUGUAAUUGUCUUCCUUGAAGUUGUCCAAUGGGAUUUUGGUUUAUUUUGUGGAGUGCUCAGAAUCGAGAUGGCAGCUAAUUAGGAUCAUGGCACAGGCCAGGACAUCGUAAGACUGCUCUUCAAUCAUCAUUUCCUCUUACAGGAAACCACAAAAUAUUGUAGAUUAAGGUCACCGGGGAAAAGAUCAAAAGUUUGUCUGUAGAGGAAACAUAGUAUAAUUGUAUAAGGACCAAACAGUAAGGAUGGAGCUGGUUUUAAAAACAGGAUCUAGAGUUGCAAUUUAUCACACAUCUUAUAUGCGCUUCUUUCAAGAACCUUGAGGUAUUUGAGAUGAUAUGCUUCAAAUUCUUUUUAAUGCGUGGUUAUGCCAUUCAUCAGAUCUCCCAAAGCUGUUUGUUUGAAUUUAGAAACAACUGCAGUUUAAAAGCAGAAACAGAAAAACAGAUUAACACUACUGUUAUGUAUUCAGUGGUCUGUGUUUGCCUGAGCUUGAGUCUGGACUAAGAAUUCUGAGCCCCUAUGUUCUGAUUCGAUACAUGAUAUCCAAUAACAGAACAUUUCAGGAUUUGGGCCUCUGCCAUUGGCCCUUAAACUCUGAGUUAUGAUUCGCAGCUUGGAAGUUUAGACAGCCAAUCACGUUGGGAGUGGGAGUGGCCCAGGCCUUCAGAAAUGUAUAUAAGCAGUUGCUUUGCCCCUGUUGUCCAGUUCUGCUAGUUCAAUGAAGGUUUUUGCUGUUAUCACUGUGUCUUGCGUCGUGGGAACCCUACCCACACUUCAACUACCAUACCUAAACUGAGCACAUUACACAAUGUGCAUAGCAAUUAAAAUCCCCAUAGACUUUUGAAGCUUGCAUUCAUGUUUUUAUGCCAGAAUAAAUAUUAUAGCUGAUUCUGUAUUUAGACUUGUUCAUUAACAUUAUAGUAAUUAUUACAAUGCUUGGUGGCUAUUUGAAUUGGUCUUCAAUAAAACUGCAUUUCUAAUGGGUGGUACUUGAAGUAGACCCACUGAAAUCCAUUACUCAAGUCCAUUAAUGUCAUUGGGUCACUUCUGUGUAUUAUUAUUGCGUGUUAUCCAAUGUUUUCGGUGCAAACAAGGGAACUUUAAUUUGCAACAAGCCAGAAAUUAAGGGAUUUUUCAUCAUGGUCUAAACGUGUUUAUCGUGAUGCAGUCAUCGUCAGUGGAAGGUGAAAAAAAAUAUAGGACUUCUUCCUUCCACUCUUCUCAUAUGUUUCUACAGAAGCUUUCUUAAUACUAGGAGUAUGGUUUGGGGACAGUCUUGCAAUAAAUUACACCGGCAUUAAAGUCAACCUGCGUGGCCUGCCAGUAUACAAUACAAAUAAAUAAGUGCAAACUCCUGUUGGCGUAAAAUUAGUCAAGCUUUUGAGGUUUGGCAGAAAUCAUUUGCACUUUACUGAAAUUGCUAGAAGUGUGUGUGGUUUGUGUCCCUGUAGGAUGUCCUCCCACCAACAAGUGCGCACACACUCUUAGUCCCCAUAAAAAAUGAGAAAAAUAGAUACAAUGCCAAUUACAUGUUACUUCUAGGUUUGUAGAGCGAAGGAUACAUGGCCUUACCAAAUUGGGUUGUGCUGUUUUUACUGCGCUGUGUCCUACCCUAAGACGGGUAAUUGUAAUUAUUCCCAUACUGUCGAGUGUAACAGCUGCAGAAAAUUUUUGCAGAGGCCAUGGAGAAUCAAGGUCUUUGAGGCAUAGCUUCUUCAUAUAAACAGUGCAAUUAUUUUAUUUGAGCUAGCUUGGGCGAGUCUUACAGAAAAGGCUUUUAACCCCACCAGGAUUUUUUAGUAAAAAAGAAUUAAUAGUUCAUAGGAAACAUGUGUGCGUUGCAGCCGUACAAAGGGCUCUAUCUUGGCUUGAGCCUGAACAGUCUGCUGUGAGAUCCCAACUGAUACAAAACAUAUAUGCUGUUUGGGUAUGGGAUUUAAAGAGAAACUUAAACCAGCUUUGUGGGAUGGAAUAUGUUUUUACACCAAUCACACGUUCCCCCUUUUUCUAGUUAAAACAAAAAAAGAAAAAGAAAAAAUCCAGUGUGCAUUCUGAUGGAAUCUUUACGCUACAUCUUCUUUUUCCAUUUGUUGAGCUAAAGUCUAAAGUUCUUCCUGUUAGAAUCUACCAGGGCAGUCUCCUGGAGUAUUUUUUAGUAAGGCUCCCUCUUUCCAUUCAUGGUGCAUUGUUUCUCAAAGACCAUACCCAGUGAUUUGCACCUAUAGACUAUGCACUCUUGCGCUAGAGAGUUUGUUUCUGCUAUUGCAUAUGUAACGAAAUCUAUUGUUGCUAUGGUUUCUAUAUUUUCUAUUAUUUCUAUUCUUGUUAAGCCACCUUUGGCUAAUGCAUGAAGUUGUAAAUUUUGUACAUGUAGUGUGCAUUAUAUUACCAACCUAUAUGUUACUUGAUACUGAUUUCUGUUUGUUGACAGUGAUCCAUUGUUAUUAUCUUGUAUGACUGUAGUUUAGUACCAAAGGUUGACUGCAUCGGGUUUUGUAAAGAUUGGAUAGGCUGGAAGGCUAAUACGAGUUGCAUCCAUAGAAUCAUAGGAUUGUAGAGUUUGAAGGGACCCUGAGGAUCAUCUAGUCCAACCCCCUGCAAUACAGGCCUAUGCAGCUGUCCCAUAUGGGGAUUGAUUGAAUCUGCAAACUUAGCGUUAUCAACACCAUUCUUCAGCCAACUGAGCUAUUCAGGCUGACCAGCACUAAAUUGGACAUAUUGGAUUAAAUAGUCCUUAAUGCUCUUUCAGAUUCGAACUAUGCACUGAGCUUUUGCUUUAACUUUCAUGUACGAGAUGAAGGGAUCAACUAUGUCCUGUUGAUUAGCCAGAUUGCUUCCUCUCACCCUUUUGCAAGCAAUGUCGAGUUAUUUGUGCUCCUUCUCUCAUUACUUUUAGCAUGGGAUGUGCGGGGUAUGUUCAGGGAAGUUUUUAAUGUGUGACAUUUUAAUGUAUUUUUAAUCUUUGCUGGAAGCUGCCCAGAGUGGCUGGGAAAACUCAGCCAGAUGGGCGGGUACAAAUAAUUUAUUAUUAUUAUUAUUAUUAUUAUUAUUAUUAUUAUUAUAUGUGUUUGUAUGUGAUUGGAUUCUUGAGAGUGUUCUUUUUGAGCUCAAAUUCUCAGCCAUUUCUGAGACAUAGAGGGCUAUGGCUAUCUUUAAUCCUAUCCUCUUGUGAACAUAUUUUUUAUUUUGUUUAUUUAUAUACUUAUAAACCACAUAUAACAAGGUAGUGUAAAGAUAAAAAAUACAUUACCACAGUAGCAACAGUAGAAACAUCAAUAACACCAAUUAUCAAAAGUAGCUGAAUAACCAAUCAGAUUGGACGUGGUGACGAACUUUCUUGAGGGCAAAUUCAGGCAGUUCAGAGUAUGAGCAGUGCUUUAUCUGUUGCCUUGCUGAAUGGGCAGGAGAAGGCUUGCUUGAAGCAAAUGCCAUAGCAGGAAGGGGAGUGUGGAUCCUGAGUAUCAACAAGAAGCUGCCCAAUGCCUAGAUGAUGCAGGCUGUUGUCCUUUUUUGCUUCAGCUCCUGCAUCUCCACCAGUGCCUCACUCUCCUUGUGAGGCCUCCCUAAAUGGCCAAAAGUUGGGAACCUUUGCCUGGUCUGUAAGUGGGGCUGAGUUCUGCUUAUUGGAUUUCACAGCUGCAGCCUGAAAUUGUACAUCCCAGAAACAGAUGCAUCACCCAGACUCCUGCUCCUUUUUUUCUUCUUAGACCUCUCUGUCCCAGGUGUAAUGGCUGUGCUCCAAGCUGAGGCUUAUAUUUCACCAUCAGACUAACCUGGUCUCUCGCCUUGAUUUUUGGCUUUUGCUUUGUUGUACAGGCUGUUUAGAAUCGGUUCUGUGAGACUCACGGAACUUUGUACACCUGAUCUUUUACUAGACUCUUAUAAGCCGUGGACCUGCUUCUACUUUUCCAGGUUCUCCUAUACAGUGGACAACUUGAUAUCAUUGUGGGAGCCCCACUGACGGAACGAUUUCUCCCGACUGUGCCGUGGACUAAAGUGGAAGAGUACAAGAAUGCCGAAAGAGUUGUGUGGAGGGUUCGUGCUAAAGAUUCAGACGUUGCUGGCUAUGUGCGCCAAGCUGGUGAAUUCUAUCAGGUAUGCAGCGGAGGGGGAUGCUAAGAUACAGAUUUUAAAGAAGCACAGUGCAAAUUCAGCUCUGUUUAUUUGACUUUUUCCGGCCGAAGGACUCGCUUUUCUCUCUAACACCCGGCGAAGUGAGUUAAAUUCAGACUGCAAUCCUGUGCAUGCUUAUUACGGAAUAUAUAGCCCCCACUGAGCUCAUAAUACUUCUGUCAGAGUUAAACCUCCCAUUCUCUUGGUUGUGCACUACCAGCGACCUAACUUGAAGUGAAACUAUCUCUUAGGCACCCUGCAUUACGAAAGAUGUUUGGGAAUUGUCAGGGAACUGCCAUCGGCUCAGGGGUGAGGGGGGGGAAAGGCGGAUGGAUUACAGAGAGCCCCCAAAGAUCGUGGGAAGCAGCACCUCCUCAGCGGAGGAAGGAGGCCACGCCUCUAGUGGCGAGGAGGUGCAGGGCUCGGAGGAUGCAAGGCAGUACCAGGACACCUUGCCUGGGCAAAGCAGGGAGGAGGGAGGUCCCCCUUUACCCACGCCUUCCUUGCGCAGAAGACUUUUGCGCAGAGAGGGGAGGCGUAGGCUGGGGCUCAAGAGAGUACUCUGCUGGGGAAGAUUCAAGGACCGCCCACUCUCAGAGUCUGCUAGUCAAUGAGCAAGACGUGGAAUAGAGGCGCUCUGCAUUGUAAAGGUUUUUAGCACCAAUAAUAAAGCUUUAGAACAGACCAGUGAGGCACCUUGCCUGGUUGCUCUCGAGCAACCAUCCGAUAGCCUUAACAGGAAUGUAGGAAUCAGAUGCCUGAUCAUUCUCUCCCCACCAACCACCCCUAGGCUGAAUCCCACAGGGACUCCAGGAGUAGGACGGGAUUCCUGCUACAAAUCAUGAUGUGAUAGAUCUCAUUUCCGAAUGUCUGUUGUUUGACUCCUGGUGUGGGUUCUGUCUGGCAGGGAAAAAGGAAAGCUUUCCCUGCAGCUUUUAAAAUUGAUUUCAGCAGCAAAGCACUGAGCAUGCGGUCGGAGCAGCUAUCCUUGGUCAGUGUUUCUAUCCUUGAUCACUGUUGACAAAGAUGACAUUUGCACUUGGCUGCUGGGGGGGGGAGGGGGGAGGCUUAGACUUUUCUAGGCAGCAGCUGCAGACAGUAAGCCAACUAUUUGUACUGCCGUGCAGUGACAGAUCACAAAAUACUGCAUCUGCGGGCAUCUGAACAUGCUUCAUUUUUAGCCCUCGUAAGCAGGCUCUGUUCUUGAUCCUCCAGUUUCUGUAACAUCUGAGUCUUAAAAAAAGAGAAGCAUUUACACAAUAAAGCUGUGCACAGGGGUAAACUAAAUAUUAAAGGCCUUUCCCAUCUUCUGCUAUGUCCCCUCCCCCCCAAAAAAAAUCUAAAGAGAGUCAGUAUCUCAUGAAGAAUGGAGACAUUCAAAAAGUGACUAUUGAAAUGUUACUACUACUACUACUAAUUUAUUAUUUAUACCCCAGCCACUCUGGGCGGCUUCCAACAAAAUAUUAAAAUACAGUAAUGUGUCAAACAUUAAAAGCUUCCCCAAACAGGGCUGCCUUCAGAUGUCUUCUAAAAGUCUUGUAGUUGUUGUUCUCUUUGACAUCUGGUGGGAGGGUGUUCCACAGGGCAGGUGCCACUACCGAGAAGGCCCUCUGCCUGGUUCCCUGUAACUUGGCUUCUCGCAGUGAGGAAACCGCCAGAAGGCCCUCGGCGCUGGACCUCAGUGUCCAGGUAGAACGAUGGGGGUGGAGACGCUCCUUCAGAUAUACUGGAGCGGUUAAAUAGAAACGCCAAUUCUUCCAGCCGAAAGAAGACAGCACUGUGGAAAGUAUUCAGUUUUUAUUCAAACAAAGUCUGGACCAGUGUUAGAAACUGGAUCAUGAAAGCUAGGAGCUAAAUGGCACCUUAAACCUAAGUUAUGGGCGCCACAACAGAAUGUCUAGGCUGAAAAUGAAUUAACUGCAGCUAAAAUCUUCUGUUCAUUUUUCACAUGGUCUAGUCCUCAUCUGAAGACUGCAAAAAAUGAAGCCAUGCCCGCCAUCUUAAUAUUCUUAUGAGGGUCCCUUUCUGUAAGGGCAGCUGAGAGGCAGAACGUAUCAGCUUGCCUGACGCUGAAGUGAUUUCUUGGAAGUCAAGCAGGCAGGAAUUUCUCCUCCCACGCCCUCAGCACCAGCAGUCGCAGUUUUAAUCUGAAAUCUUACGUGCAGUGCCCAGAGCUCAGAAAUUGCUCGCACCAAUGAAAUUCCCAAUCUCAAAAUGUGCCUAGAACAAUGGGAGUUUCGAACGCUGGUCAGGACAGAAAAUACAAAAUUCAAGGCACCUUUAUAACUUCUUACCCCAUGCCCAGAUCCUUCCAAGCAAUAUAAACUGGAUAACAGAAUGUGCAAACAACUCACAAACAGCCCCUGGACUCCUCAUGGUCACUUCUAAUUGGUUACACCAAUUAUUGGAGUUGCUUUUUCCUUACAACUCUCCCUAUCUUGUUCCGGUUUCUUCCUAACUCAAAAGUAGUUUCUGUUAAACUCUUAAAGGUGUGAGAUACUUGUUUUCCUUCCGUCCAUGAGUAUUAAAUUGGGAGGCGCUGAAUCUACAUUUUUAGUGCAGUGAGGAUGGGCUUGUGUUCUGCUGGUGUAGCAUUGACCUGUUUGCUUGUACAACAGCUCAAAGAAUAGAGAUUGCUCUUAAGCAGUUAAAAUCAUUUAAGUGCAGCACGACUAAGAACUAAAAUGAUAGGCAUCUCAUAAAUCAGACUUAUAACCCAGAGUGUAUUUCAAUUAGAAAACUUGGGUUUCGUUACUCUCAAAUAUACAAUUAAAAAAAACAACCCAACCAGCUGAAAUCCUACAUAGAAUGACUUGUUUUUGCUGGAAUUCAUCAACACCUUUUUAUUUUGGGCUUUGCUGAUAUGCAUGACAUGAAGGUCUUCUGAAAGUUUUUAACGAAAGCUUAACUUAGCCUAUAAUAAUAUGUCACGACUUUCAGAUGGAAGGAAACUAUUCAGGCAAUUUUCAUCAUAUGCUUCUCACAGGGACUAAGUAUAAACUGAAGUGUUAUCUUUCACAGUCUCUUAAAUUCAUAGGCUUAUAGACAUUUUAUUUUCCAGUAAAUGCUUCUGAGAAAUGGCCUUGUGAGUCAGAAUGUGGGUAAUAUUUACUUUACCGUUGCUUUACUGGGGUGGUGUGUGUGAGGAUCAACCAGAAUGAAAUUUUACAAUUAACAGGCUGCUUUAAAAACAAAACAAAACAAAAACUACAGUGAUUUAAGAACACGGCUAGCUUGGCUUCAUUUCAGUAUUAGUAGGAGGACUUAAAUUUCACUUGCUUUCAGGGGAGCCUAAAAUUAUGUGGCUGAGUACUUUUCGGAAACUGGGUCCUUUGGAGGAUUUUGGGAAGGUUACGGAAUUGAAAUAAGUAACUGCAAAUAAACAUAUUUCUAAUUGAAGGAAGAAGCUGCUGAAUAGAUUUGGGAUAACUUCUGCCAAGGCCAGAUAGUUCCCAGGAAGAAGAAUCUUGGCUUCACUGAAGUCUUUGUUAGUUCCUUUGUCAGUUUCUUGCUUCAUUCUUUGAGGAUGAGUGAAGUUCCUGAUGCCACGUAGAAAUUAUCCACACUUAACUUUUGCCCUGCACUUUCUUAGGCAGAGUCUGCACUUAAAAGCUCAGUCUCCAAGCAUUCUUUUUUGCUCUGGAACUUUCCCCGCCGAAGCCUGCUCUUUAGCGCUAAAUUGGAGCAGAGGUCAAUUCGGGUUCUCAAUGGAUUGCUGUUUGCUCCAAUUGAGCUUUAAAGAAUGGAUUUUUGUAGGGAAAACUCUGGGGCAAAAAAGGGAAUUUGGACAUGGAACGCAGACCAUGCCUGGAAAGAGCAGAGGAAAGGUAAAUGUAGAUAAUCCCAUAGCGUGAUGACUGUUUUCUAGAAGCUUCUAUGGGUGUUGUGGUUUGUUUAACUGUUUUACAUGGACUUCCUCUAAGCAUGCAAAGUGCCUAUAGGAUAGUGUUCUUGGGCUAGCGUGGUCAUAUUUAGAAUAUGGAUAGAAUGUAUUUUUCAAUAAGUUCCCCAGCUAUCAAAUACCUAGCAUCAGUUAAUGGUUGAAAGGAGCUGGUCUAUAGGUUAGUGGUAGAAUAUUGCUUUGCAGUGUUGAGGUCCAGAGUUAGGUCUUGAUAAGUAGAAUUCAAAUUGUUGGUACUGAGCAUUAAAGCUCAAAAUGGCUUCGGCUCUAUAUACCUGAAGGAGCUUCUCCACACUCAUUGUUCAGCCCAGACACUGAGGUCUACCACCUACCUUCUGGUGGUUCCCUCACUGCAAGAAGUGAGGUUACAGGGAAACAGGCAGAGGGCCUUCUCAGUAGUGGCGCCCGCCCUGUGGAACACUCUCCUGUCAGAAGUCAAGGAAAUAAACAACUAUCUGACUUUUAGAAGAUAUCUGAAGGCAGCCCUGAAAAAGGAAGUUUUUUAUGUUUGAUGCUUUACUGUGUUGCUGUUUUAAUUUGCUGGAAGCUGCCCAGUGUGGCUGGGGCAACCCAGUCAGAUGGAUGUCAUAUAAACAAUAUAAAACUAUAUAGAAAGGCCACCAAAGUGGGCGUCUGGGAAGGAGCUGACUGUGUACAUAGUCAGAGUACAUAGGCAGCUGGCUUAUAUCAAGUCAGACCAUUGGUCCAAAUAGCACAGUAUUGUCAGCACUGACUGUCUGGGUUGCAGGCAGAAAGAAGUCUUCCACAGUUCUACCCGUAGACCCCAAGGAUUAAACCUGGAACAUUUGGCAUGUGAAGAAUGUGUUCCACCACAGACCUAUGGUCCUUCCCUGAAGGUUAAACUAUUGGUCUGACCCAUUUAUGGGGUAGUUCUUCAUGCUCAAUGUCUGUCGCCUUGCUGGUUUCCUUAAUGGACGCCCACCCCUUCUGAAGUCUACAUUCAUGAUCUUGACACACCUAUGAGUUAUUAUUUACCCCCUUGUGUUGCAGCUCUUAAGAUCGUACUCUUCUGCUGUGCCACAGCUGCAGCCUUGCUGAAGCGCUGUCUGAUACUUGGCCAGUGCUUGGAACAGUGCUGUUGCAAAGAUUUCAGCUCCUGUUCGUCCAAGCGCACUUGUUUGGCUUGGUUUUAAAGAAGUUUUUAAUAUUGCCAAACUAUCAAGAGGCAAAGAUCUUCUUCAGGAAAAACGAGCCACAGGCAUCCUGCAAUCUGAUCAGCAUGCAUUGAGACUAGAAACUCACCCAACAAACUGGACAGACAGAGGCAGCCUUAUUUUAAAGGGGAUAUUCUCUCACUGUUGCUCACCAGUGAUCCUGCUCAUCCUUUCUCCUUGCCAGUCACAAGUUUCUGCUUCCAGCAUGUUCCCUGCUCCAUAGUUCCCUAUUCUUCUGGUGUUCUUUGAGGCUCAUAUCAUUCCCCUCUUUUGCACACCCAGCCCCCUUUUGAGCUCAGACCCUCUUGAACUGCUGUCGCCUUGCCUACAGGCAUAAAUGAGCUAAGUCAGGCUUCCUCAACCUCUGCCCUCCAGAUGUUUUGAGACUACAAUUCCUAUCAUCCCUACCACUGGUCCUGCUAGCUAGGGAUCAUGGGAGUUGUAGGCCAAAAACAUCUGGAGGGCCAAGGCUGAGGAAGCCUGAGCUAAGUUAUCUGCUUUUGAGAGAAUGAAUGAAAUUUGUUGGGGUUAAGAUGCUGGAAUUUUCUGGCCCAGCAAGGAAAUAGCAGCUCCACAUUAGUAUUCCACACGGAUCUUCAGAAUGACACUGCAGAAUAUUCCCACAAAGCCACAGCAUUGCUUAAGACAGUCAUGGGCCGGCGUUGCUGGCUUGCCAAUGAUUUUAAGUAAAGCAAAGUUUUGGAUUUCUUUCCUGGGUUCUCCCUGCCAUUUGCCUGUUCAAUCCCUAUGGCUGCGCACAUCUGUUUUGCACUAUUCUGCUUGCUGAUUUAAUUGUACAUGGCUGCACAUGCAUAGAUAUCUGAGAGGAAACCACAAAGAGCCACUUGUCCAAAGACAGCGAAGCCAAAGAGCUGAUGCUUGAACAGAUUUCUCCUAGAACAGACUUUUAUUUAUUUCAUUGCUUGAUAGCCAUAGCACUUAAUCUUUUAAUGCUGAUGUUGAAUCUCUCUCUCUCUCUCUCUCUCUCUCUCUAUAUAUAUAUAUAUAUAUUACUGUGGCUGAUUUUAGAAUUCCUUAUGAUGUCAAAAACGGUUACGCUCCCAUCUGUGCGGAUGAUUUUUGUUCUAAACCCAAUGCAUAGUGAUAGUGGUGAAACAGAAGCACAGACUUUUUUAAAAAAUCAAAAUGUCUGAUUUACUUUAGUGCUAAGGUAUAAUUAAUCCCUAAUAGAUAACAGGUUUUAAAAUAAAGUUCCCAGGAAAUGAGGCAUGUUAGAUGUGCUUUCUCACAUGUGUGUAGAUAGAUUUUAAAAUAUGGUUUCUGCAUUCUAAAAUAUGGAGUCCCCUGAAGUGGGAGAGGUCUCCUCUCCAGGACCGUAUACGACUGCACAGUCCCCUCUCCAUCAGUGGAGAAGCAAGCUGUCAGCUAAGAGGUACAGGGCCCAUGGUACAGGCCCCAGCUUCACCUAGUCAAUCCCCGAAAUUGAGUCUUGUAGGAGCAGGGCACUGGCUGCUUUGGAUCACUAGAUCCAAAUCCCCAUGGAUUCUCUGAAGGGCCCAGUCUUUGGACCUUUUAGCUAUGCUAGCCUGGAGCUGGUGUACCAAAAAAUGAGGCAAAGUAGCCUUCCACACAGCAUUCUCCCCUCAGCAUUCCUCAGCAGCCAGUGUGGUGUAGUGGUUAAGAGCGGUAGUCUCGUAAUCUGGUGAACCGGGUCCGUUUCCCCGCUCCUCCACAUGCAGCUGCUGGGUGCCCUUGGGCCAGUCACACUUCUCUGAAGUCUCUCAGCCCCACUCACCUCACAGAGUGUUUGUUGUGGGGGAGGAAGGGAAAGGAGAAUGUUAGCCGCUUUGAGACUCCUUCAAAUCCAAACUCUUCUUCUUCUUCUUCCUCUGGCUUUGGGAUGUGGUAGCCAUGCUAAAGAGGAUGGGGCCCAAACCAACGGGUUCAAAUUACGAGAAAGACAGGUUGGACUAAACAAGUAGAGUGCAAACUGUUUGACAGUGGAACAGCAGACUGGACUCUCCUUUGUUAGAAGUUUUAAGCAGAGGUCGGAUAGCCACUAUCUGGGUUGCUGUAGUAGUGGAUUGCCUUCAUCAGCAUGGAGUUGGACUAGAAUCAGGGUUUCCUAAACUUGAGACUCCAGCUGUUUUUGGACUACAACUCCCACCAUCCCCAGCUAGCAGGACCAGUGGUCAGGGAUGAUGGGAAUUGUAGUCCAAAAACAGCUGGAGACCCAAGUUUGGGAAACCCUGGACUAGAUGAACUUGGAGGCCCCUUCCAACUCCUUAUGUUUCAGUGAUUUGGCUCCAGAUCCAGGCAAUGUUCUUCCUUCCUUCCUUCCUUCCUUCCUUCCUUCCUUCCUUCCUUCCUUCUCUCUCUCUCUCUCUCUCUCUCUCUCUCUCUCUCUCUCUUUCACACAUGUAUUCCCACGCACUGCUGUGAGUGUCCAUUAAACAUUCUAGGAGUUGAUCUCCCUUCUGAUCCCUUGAAGAUGCACGAUCAGGCGCCACACUGACAUCCCACAGCCGCUGCCCUCCUCUGCUUUCAAAUACAGAGGUCAAAGAGGAAGUUUGGGUCACAGUAAAUGUAAGCAAAGACCCUGUAUUCGGCUGUUACUUUUUUGUCGUGCAUGAAUGCCGUUUGGACUGGCGCCCUGUGAACUCUGCUGGCUGAUUCCACCCCCAUCCUGCCUCCACUACUGUAUGUUCCUUUUGAAGCUGUGUGGAGAAGGAGAAAUGCAGCUGUUUACUGCUUUCACUGAAACUGUGUGUGUGUGUGUGUGUGUGUGUGUGUGUGUGUGUGUGUUUGUAUGUGACUUCAGUUUUUUGCAAUUAGGACCGAAGCCUGGAACAGCACUGCCGGCCUCCAUGGAGCAUUUAGCAAUGUCUAGUCAUGGCAGUGAUUGGAUUAAAGAAAGAGGAGGUCUGUCUGGAACAAUGUAAAUUAUAGCCAGCUCUUACAAUUCAAAGGGAUCCCAAAGCCAAAGUAAAAUUAGGGUGGUGGUUGUGGUUUUAAGCCAGUUAACAUUGGCUUAUAGAGUGCGUCCCAAAUAAAUUACCACAUCUGGUUCCUGCAAGGGGAAAGACCGGCAGUGGAGUGAGCGUGAAACUGGAACUCUUUCUCACCCUAACUAAAGCGUAGCGGCUGGGUCCAUGCUUCAUUCCUGUUGACGUCUCUACUUCUGGACUUGCAAAGUAAUCAUGCAGUGUUAAUUGAGAAGGGGGGGGGGAAUGGGUGUGGGGGUGUUAUACAACACCCUCCCUCCUCUUUGGUUUUUAAAAUAUUCACCUUGUUUCUAAGUUUUGCAGAGUGGCUGGGGAAACCCAGCCAGAUGGGUGGGGUAUAAAUAAUAAAUUAUUAUUAUUAUUAUUAUUAUUAUUAUUAUUAUUAUUAUUAUUAUUAUGCUGUUGCUGCAACUGCAGCCCAGAUUCAGCCCCUCUUCCCUUCCCACUCCUAUCCUGCCAAUAACAGAGGUGGAGAAGUUAUCGCUGCUUCUAGUAAUAUUGCGUUGUGUCCUAGUAAAAUAAGCUGGGAAGGUAGCUCAAUAGUGGAGCAUUUGCUCUGCAUGUAGAAGGUCCCUGGUGUAUCCAGUUUAAAAGAAUCAGGUGGUGAGUAGGGCAAUAUGGCCUGAGGCUGUCUAAAGCAACUCCCUGUGGGCGGUGUACUAUUUCUAAGCAUGUUGCAAGAAAUAGGUCCACCACUCAGUCUGGGCAAUAUAUCGAUAUAUUGCCCAAAACUGGUUUGAAGUCCACAUCAUGAUAUCGAUUUCAUAAUUUUGGACCUGGCAAUAUAUCGCAAAUCAUGAGGUGUGUGUGUGCGCUAUGCAAAAAUCACAAUGUGGGAAAAACAGUGAAGCUAGCCAAUGCUUCUCUCGAUUCCUGCAGCUCCUGUUAACUCGGUCAGCUCAGCUCUCCCCUGCUUCCUGCAGUGGGAAGCGCAUCACAAGAGCAGGCGCCAGCAAAAAUCACAAUGCGGGAAAAACCAUGAAGCCAGCCAAUGUCUCUACAUAGCUCGAUCCUUAAGUCAGACACUGUGAUAUAGCAGUACAACAUGAUGUUUAGCUGGUGAUACAUCAUGAUGUUGAAAACCAGGUGAUGGGACGUGGGUGGCGCUGUGGUCUAAACCACUGAGCCUCUUGGGCUUGCUGAUUGGAAGGUCGGCGGUUCGAAUCCCCGCAAUGGGGUGAGCUCCUGUUGCUCUGUCCCAGCUCCUGCCAACCUAGCAGUCUGAAAGCAUGCCUAUGCAAGUAGAUAACUAGGUGCCGCUGCGACAGGAAGGUAAAUGGCAUUUCCAUGCACUCUGGCACUCAUCAUGGUCCUUCAUGCGCCAGUAGCAGUUUAGUCAUGUUGGCCACAUGUCCCAGAAAACUGUCUGUAGACAAACGCCGGCUCCCUUGGCCUGAAAGUGAGAUGAGUGCCACACCCCAUAGUCACCUUUGACUGGACUUAACCAUCCAGGGGUCCUUUACCUUUACCUGAAAACCAGGUGUUCAGAACAUGUCAUGAAGGCUGUACUUUUUUUUUUUUUGUAUUAAAAACGUAGAAACUUGCCUUAUCCUGAGUCAGACCGUUGAUUUCAGGCAGGGAAUCUUUUCCCGCUCUACCAAGAGAAGACAAGGAUUGGGGCUGGGACCUUCUGAUGCAAGUAGGACUACCCCAUUGCAGAUUUAGGAAGCUGUGUUUGCUGUAACAGCCUUCUGUCUCCAUUUACUCAGCAUCUUGGUAAUCGUACUUCUUCUGACAUCGUUAGUUUCGAUCUGAAGUACAAAUCAGUGCUCCCAAUUCAAACGGCUAAACUUUUGGAAAGGAAGAGGUUAAUCGUUAACAGUAGGCUUUUAACAAAAAGAUCUGUAGUAAUGCUGGGACUCGGGUGGUGCUGUGGGUUAAACCACAGAGCCUAGGACGUGCCAAUCAGAAGGUCGGCGGUUCGAAUCCCUGUGACGGGGUGAGCUCCCGUUGCUCGGUCCCUGCUCCUGCCAACCUAGCAGUUCAAAGCACGUCAAAGUGCAAGUAGAUAAAUAGGUACCGCUCCGGCGGCAAGGUAAAUGGCGUUUCCGUGUGCUGCUCUGGUUCGCCAGAAGCGGCUUAGUCAUGCUGGCCACAUGACCCGGGAGCUGUACGCCGGCUCCCUCGGCCAAUAAAGCGAGAUGAGCACCGCAACCCCAGAGUCGGCCACGAUUGGACCUAAUGGUCAGGGGUCCCUUUACCUUUACCUUUACCUUUACUGUAGUAAUGGUAGUGAGGAAAUUGCCCAGUGACUUCUGGCAACCUGAUGGACUCUCCUUUCAGAUGUGGAAGAGACUUCUGCUGCCAACUUGGUUUGAAAAUAUUGUAAAAUCCAAAUGCCACGUCGGUGUCCUUCAGCAGGCUCUGUGCUUCUGCAGAAGUCGCUGUGCCAGACAACGGCCAAGACAGAAGUCUGAUUCUCGUUCACCUUCAAGGCUUUGGCUGUUGGCGCCAGAAGUAAAGAUCCUCUGGAAUAAUUUGAAGACACUGACUUAUGUUGUUUGCUUUUUAGCAGUGAAGGAAUAUUUGAAUUCCAGUUAUGUCUGUAUGCUAAGGAGAAAACCUGUAAAAAUGAGAAUAUGGAAUCAGCAAUGCAACAUGGUUCUAAACUGUGAUGGGAUGAUGAGCUGCUUGUGCGUAAAAUAGUAUCCCCUCAGAGUUUGUUCAAGUCCACCAACCUCUGUCUGUGACGGAGCCCUUCAGACAUGGCUCCUCUAGUCACUAGCAGAUUCCGACAGUGGUUGCUUUCGGAAUCGCUUCCAACAUAAAAGCUCCUUAACGGAAACACGUCUUCUGGACUCUCUGCGUGACAGUUUCCGGCGAGGAGUGGGUGUUCCUACAGGAGGUCCUGAAACCUCCCCACUGUUUUCGCUGGAAGUGUCUCUGAGCCAUCCCUCCAGCUCACUUUCCCUCAGCUCAGCUCCUCUCCCCUACUGGUUCCCUCUUCAGCUGCUGAGUCUCUCCCAACCUGUGUGAGCCCUUUCACCUCCCUUCCUUCUGAUGGCAGUUCCCUGACAUCCACCUCCCCUCCAGGGCCCCUUUCACCCCUCUCGCCCCCUCCUCUCCGGGCGGUGAGGAGGCAAUACCACGGAACGAACUUCCUUCAUCUUCCGAUGUCUCGAACACUUCUCUCCACCUGUUGCGGUUCCUGGUCUCGAAGUACUCCUCCUCCUCAGAGUCCAUCUCCCCUUCCCCUUCCGAGUCCGGGAAUCCUUCCAACUCCUCCUCCUCAUCAGUGGUCCCAAAGUAUUCCCUCCGGAACCUCUCCACAGGCUGAGGUUUCCUUGGGAACCUUUGAUGGAACGUUUCUAUCAAUACCUCGUCAUUGAUAUCUUCGGCCAUUACCCAAGUGUUUUCUGACUCCGGUUCUCCUUCCCACGCUACCAAAUACUCCACCUGAUCCCCCUUCCACCUGGCGUCGAGGAUUUCUGCCACAUGGCUGCUGCAUUCUCUUUCUUCUAUGACCGGUCCCCGAGUGGCCUUCCCUUCUCGUCCCCCUUCGUACGGUGACAGUAACGACCUGUGAAAUACUGGGUGCAGUUUCAUGUGGUUGGGUAACCGGAGCCUGAAAGCCACUGGGUUGACCUGUUGAAUGACCUCAAAGGGACCCAACCUCCUGGGUCUUAAUUUCUUACAACCUCCUUUGAACGGCACCCCUUGGGUUGACAGCCACACCCUAUCUCCCACCCUUAUGGUUUCACCUUCCCUUCGGUUCUUGUCUGCCUGCCUCUUGUAUUCUUCCUUCGCCCUUUCUAAGUUGAGUUGGAGCUGACGAUGGAUUGCUUCCAUUUCUUCCACAAAAUGCUCGGCUGCCGGGACGCUCCAUCUCUCCCCAUCUCCCCCUGGGAAAACCCUGGGAUGACACCCAUAAUUAGCCAAGAAGGGGCUCAUCCCUGUGGACACAUUCUCGGCAUUGUUGUAGGCAAAUUCCGCCAGCGCCAACUUUUCUACCCAGUCAUUCUCUCUGUCAUUGACAUAACACCUCAGGUAUUGCUGGAGGACACCGUUUGCUCUUUCCGCCUGCCCGUUGGUUUCAGGGUGCCGGGCAGUCGAAAAAUUGACCUCCACCUGCAGUAAGCUCAUGAGCUUCCUCCAGAACCUGGAAGUAAAUUGUUUUCCUCGGUCUGAGACCACCCUCAAUGGCACCCCGUGCAACCUAAAAAUGUGUUCUACAAAUAACUUCGCUGUCUCUUCCGCCGUGACUGCAUGCGAGCAAGCUACAAAGUGGCACAUCUUUGUUAGUAGGUCUACCACCACCAUGAUGGCUGUUUUCCCUUUGGACUUCGGCAGAUCAGUCAUAAAAUCUAUCGACACUGCCUCCCAAGGUCGUUCUGGGGUUGGUAAGGGUUCUAAUAGCCCCGCCGGCGCCCGCCUUUCCCCUUUGGCUCGCUGGCAUUGCUCGCACCCUCUUACAUACUCACGUACAUCUUCCCUCACCUUAGGCCACCAAAAUUCCCUGGUGACCAACCACAUGGUUUUGUGUUGUCCAAAAUGCCCCGCCGUAGGGCUGUCGUGCAACUGCUUGAGUACCCUCCCCUUAAGUCUCCUUCAGGGAUAUACAGUGCCCCUUUGUAAUACAAAGCUCCAUUUCUUUCCUCGAAACCCCUGGUUCCUCUCCCUCACCCCUAAGACCUCUGAGCUUAUUCUGGGCGUAUUCAUCAUUCUCUGUUUCCUCUACCAGUUCUCUUUGUCCCACCAAUGCCGCCCCACACACCCAGCGGUCCUCUGGAAUGACAUGUCUCUCUUCGGGUGCUCCCUCCCCUCCAAAUAUUCAGGUUUGCGUGAGAGAGCGUCCGCCCUAAUGUUCUCUGGGCCUGGCACGUAACCAAUCUCAAAGUUAAAUUUGGAGAACUCCUGGGCCCAUCUCACUUGCCGUUGGUUGAGCACUCGUGCCGUCCUCCAAUACUCUAGGUUCUUGUGGUCAGUGCACACUUGCACCUUAUGUUGUGCGCCAAUUAGCAGGUGCCUCCAUCUCCGGAACGCCUCAUGAAUGGCUAGUAGUUCUCGGUCAUACACCGUGUAGUUCCUCUCGGAUUUGUUCAGCUUUCGCGGAAAAAAAGCACACGGUCUCCACUCUGACUCCUCCUUCCCUGGCUGCAGCAGCACCGCCCCAAUCGCUCUGUCUGAUGCGUCAGUUUCCACUCUCAUCGGUUUUUGUAAAUCCACAUGCAGGAGUUGUUGUUCCGAGGCGAAGGCCCUUUUAGUUCCUCAAAUGCUCGCUCCGCCUCCUCAGUCCAAACGAACUUCUUCUUACUGCUGAGACAGUCCGUAAUGGGCGCCGUCAGGUGGGCAAAGUUUCGGAUGAACUUACGAUAGAAGUUCCCAAAUCCUAGGAACCUCUGCACAUCCUUCCUUGUUUUGGGUGUUUUCCAUUCCAGCACCGCCUGGACCUUGCCGGGAUCCAUGGCCAAUCCCUUGUCUGACAGGCGAUACCCCAGGAAUUCCACCUCCUUGGUAUGAAACUGACACUUCUCCAGUUUCACCCACAGCUGGUUGGCUUGCAGCCUGCUCAACACUUCUCUGACGUCUCUCACAUGCUGCUCCUCAUUCUCAGAAUACACCAACACGUCGUCUAAAAAGGCCACACAAUUCUUGUAAAGCAAAGGCCCCAGGACGUGGUUCAUAAACGAUUGAAAGCAUGCGGAGCCUGCUUGUAGGCCGAAGGGCAUAACCAAAUAUUCAAAUGCCCCUAAAGGGGUGAACAUGGUGGUUUUCCAUUCAUCCCCUUCCUUAUUCGUACCAGGUUGUACGCCCCCCUUAGGUCCAGCUUUGUGAAAAUCUUUCCCUUCCGCACCCUUGUCAAAAUGUCGUCAAUCCUGGGCAUAGGGAAGGCCACUGGUUCUGACACUGCAUUUAAGGCCCUGAAGUCACACACCAGCCUCGGCUUGUUCGUGUUUUUAUCCACAAAAACACUGGGCUGCCCCCACCGCCCUGGACUCUCUGAUGAACCCUCUCUUCAGGUUCUUGUCAAUGAACUCUCUUAGCUCCUGCAUCUCUCUGUCUGACAUGGCGUACAGCUUGCCUACAGGGAGCUGUGCCCCAGGGAGUAAAUUGAUUUGACAGUCAAAGGGUCUAUGCGGGGGUAGUUGGUCAGCUUCCCUUUCGCUGAAGACGUCGCGGAGAUCUGCGUAUUGUCGUGGUACCUUCACGUUCUCCGUUACUUCAGUCCCUGCUAGGGUGGCUUGGGCCCCUGCCAAACCCUUUCCCUCUUUGCAGUGUUCUAAGCAAUGUGCUGAACCAAAAGAAACCACUCUCUGAUGCCAGCCCACCAGCGGAUCAUGUAACGCUAGCCAGCUCAUCCCCAAUAUAAUGGGAGCUCCUCCCAAGGUGGCCACAUUAAACGCUAUCAGUUCGGUGUGCCUUGCCACCUUCAUUAUCAUUGGGACGGUCUGCAAGCUGACUUCUCCUCCCAACAGCUCCCUGCCAUCGAUCGUGGUCACCUGCAGGGGGUUGCUUAAAGGGAUCGUCUGUAUCUGGUGUUCAGCUGCAAACUCUUUGCUCAUGAAAUUGCAGGAGCUGCCUGAGUCCAACAGCGCCUUUAUCUUUAGAGGGUGUCCGUUUGGCAGCUCUAGCGCCACUUCUAUCACUAGGGCGGGUUUAGGAGGUUCUGGCGUGGGCACUCUCACUGCUCUUUGGCCUGGCUGCUGUGCCCCGACGGUGGCAGCCAGGCGUUGGCUUUACUUGCUCCGGUAUUUCUUCCUCUCUUCCCUCCACAGCUCCUACCAUCCCUUGCCAUUCCUUCCUCUGGGGGCAGACUCUGGCAAAGUGACCUGGCUGUUGGCAGAGAUAGCAUUUCCGGACGCGUUUUCCCUCCUUCUUUCCCCCCUCACUGGGCUUUGAAACAGCGCGCGCGCGCUGUUCCGAUUUUCAUCGGCUCUGCCGGCGGGAAAGUUGGCUCUGGAAUGUCUGGAAUGCGGACCUCCUUCCACCGUUCCCCUUCCCUACCCGCCUCUCCAAUGCUCUCGCCUCCUGGCGCGCUCCUAUGGUCAGCGCUGAUUUGGUCAGCUGGUCCAUAGACUCCGCCCCUGGGCGCCCGGGAAAGUUCGUCUUUCACAGCCGAAGAAAGCCCUUCUUCAAAGAGCAUUUGAAUGGGUUCCGCCGAUAAGUCCCACCCCAAUCUGUGAACCAGCAUGGUGAACUCAGUCCAGUACUCACGGACAGAUCGGCUCCCCUGUUUGCAAGCCAUUAACUGUCUGCGCACCACUCCCUGUUCAAUAUCGCUGGAAAACAUCAGAUCCAUGGCGCGAAAGAACUUCAUCGUGUCCUUUAGGACGUCACUAUUCGCUGCCAUCAGGGGUCUAACCCAGUCUUUCGCCCCUUUUCAAGAUGCCCAAUCACGAAAGCCACUCGUGAUUCCUCGUCAGGAAUUCAUCAAACUGCAGAUUGAGGGCAUAUUGCAUCUCUGUCCGAAAGCCAUGAUAGUCUUUGGGCUCCCCCCCAAACUUCUGCACCAAUCCUGGUACCUUUCUGGCGAGCUGGGUGGCUUUCCCCUUUUGUCUGCAUCCUGAGCCCUCCUCUCCUCAAGCCUCGCCGUCUGCAGCGCUAGCUGGACCUCCAACACCCGGUACCUUUCUUCCAGGCUUGGACCCGCUCCAGCUCCUGCUUCUCCGGUUCCGGCUGGGUUGCUCAUGAUGCCUUCUCCUGCACAAGCUGCUUUCAAAGACUGUCGGAAUGCUGUGAUGGGAUGAUGAGCUGCUUGUGCGUAAAAUAGUAUCCCCUCAGAGUUUGUUCAAGUCCACCAACCUCUGUCUGUGACGGAGCCCUUCAGACAUGGCUCCUCUAGUCACUAGCAGAUUCCGACAGUGGUUGCUUUGGAAUCGCUUCCAACAUAAAAGCUCCUUAACGGAAACACGUCUUCUGGACUCUCUGCGUGACAGUUUCCGGCGAGGAGUGGGUGUUCCUACAGGAGGUCCUGAAACCUCCCCACUGUUUUCGCUGGAAGUGUCUCUGAGCCAUCCCUCCAGCUCACUUUCCCUCAGCUCAGCUCCUCUCCCCCUACUGGUUCCCUCUUCAGCUGCUGAGUCUCUCCCAACCUGUGUGAGCCCUUUCACCUCCCUUCCUUCUGAUGGCAGUUCCCUGACAUAAACAUAUUUGAAAGAGCAUUAUCAUUUGAUUAGAGCUAGCAUAUUAUCUUAUUUCACAGGACUGCUUCUGCCCAAAAUGAGAGGUAGCCUGUUUGAUUUGUAGUUAGAGACUUUGCUCCUGAGCCACAUUACAGUCAUUACUUAAUGAGUCCGUGGCUGAGCUGGAUUUGCAUUAGUAUCUUUGGUCUGGAUCCAACAUGCCAUACCAUUGGGUGAGUUUGGUCCAGUCGUAAUAGAUCGCUGAGCUGUGUAUGAGCUUGUGUGAGUUGAUGGUCGUAGCGAUGGGUUAGUAUGCGGAAACCCCAGUUUCAAAUAUUUCUGAGGCCUGCUGUGCAUUUCAUGUGUACAUAUCAGAUGCUUUUUAAAUGUACAGUACAGUGGUACCUCGGGUUACAGACGCUUCAGGUUACAGACUUCGCUAACCCAGAAAUAGUACCUCGGGUUAAGAACUUUGCUUCAGGAUGAGAACAUAAAUCGUGCGGCAGCAGCGGGAGGUCCCAUUAGCUGAAGUGGUACCUCAGGUUAAGAACAGUUUCAGGUUAAGAACGGACCUCCAGAAUGAAUUAAGUUCUUAACCCGAGGUACCACUGUAUAUCUAAAACAGCAAAUGAAAACACACAUUCUGCAGGGGGGGAAUCUGUUGUCUCAUUUCACCAUUUGUGAUUCAGUUUAUUUAGCUGCUAUCGCUCCCUUUGCUCUCAGAAUGCGGCAGACUUUUCACUGUAUAUUUUGUGCCAGAGCACAAGCGCAUAAGACCAAGUACAAUAAACAAAAUACACCCAAUUAAGCAUGGAGGGCAUGGAUACAUGCGACGUUGGACAUGCCGUUUAUGUAUUCAAGGCAUUUGUAUAUCUUCAUAAAUAUUUAUCCCAAGGAAGUUUACAUUGCAAAUUUCAAUGCAAUGAGCCACUCAUUGACUCUGUUCCGACUACAGUAUUUUAGUAGAACAGUAUUCUCUUUGUCUUAUUGCAUUUCUUUUACUUAGAGUUGGAAGGGGACCAUAAGGGUCACGUACUCCAGCCCCUCACAAUGUAGGAAUCUCUUUGCCCAACAUGGAGCUUGAAUUUAAAUUUCACAUAAAUUUAAGAAGCAAAUGACAUUCAAUAAUAAGGACAUAAGAAGAGGUAGGACACAACCAUUGUGGCUACAAGUCUUGUCCUCCAUGAAUCUGUUCAGUCUUCUUCCAAAGCCAUCCAAGUUGGUGGCGGCUGUCACUGCCUCUUGUAGGAUUGAGUUCCAUCAUGUGCUGUGCAAAGAAGCACUUUCUUUUGUCUGUUACGGAUUUCCCAACAUUCAGCUUCAUUGUGUGGCCAUGAGUUCUAGUGUUAUGAAAGAGGCAGGAAAUUUUUCUUGAUCCACUUUCUUCAUGCCCAGUGCCGGAUUUAUGUAUAAGCUAAACAAGCUAUAGCUUAGGGCCCCACUCUCUUGGGGGCCCCCCAAAAAAGUUUUAAGGGGAAAAAACCCGGAUGUAAAUUUCCAAAAUAUAAGAUAAAAAAACAAAUAAAAUAAAACCUACAUACUGCAACAGUGUUUUGUGUUGUGUAGGCUCCUAUGAUGUAAGGAAUAGGCCCCGCCUGCUAGCCUGCUCCCUAAAAUAUCACUGGUUUGCUCAUUUCUAUAUAUAGGGUGCCUGCAUUCUGCAUGUGCAAAUGACUUUAGAUACCCAUUAGGUCCAUAAAUUACCAUAUAGCAUAUAUUCAACACAAAAAACAGUGACAAGUUGUUGUUGACAAAGGACAGCUGGAGAUUAAUGUUAGCUACAAAGCCCCUAAUCUAAUUUUUAUUGAAUGCGUUGGAACCAAAUGUAUGUCCUGGAAGCAGGGUUUUCUCUUAUUUAAACUAUAUAUAUUUCUUUUUAUAAUUCUACAGGCCAUUGUUCGAGGCGGAGGACACAUCCUGCCCUAUGACCAGCCAGAAAGAUGUUUGGACAUGAUCGACAGAUUUAUAUCAGGGAGGGGAUUCAAAGCCUAAUGGGUACUGAAAUCUCAGCUUCAGUGCUGCUGCUCUUCUGAAUUCUCCACAAGAGAUUUUAGGGGCCGAUAGGAAAACUUGUACUGUGUAUAAAUAAACUGUUUUAAUCUGCUCAGUUACAAUCUUGAGUCUGUUGUCCUUGUCACUGGCUCAGAUUUCCCUGCUGUGGUGCAAUUUUGAACCUGGUAUUACAGAGGAAACUUUUUUUUUGACAUGGUUCCAGAAUCCCUCAUAGGCUGAACUUAGUCACAUGGAAAAAGGGUUACACGUUACACUGUUGAGACUAUUGUUACAUGAAAUAGACAACGGCCAUUUUUCAUAUGUGGGUGGGGGGGUGUUCAGUUCCUGGCCCCCAGGCGCAUCAGCCUGUUCUGCCCCUUUUUGGCCCUCUUCCGAGUCCCAAAGGACUUAUUCAUUGGCGGUCAUGCGUCAAUUGGAUGUGCACACAUUGGCCACUGGCUGUACAAAGCAGCUUUGAACAAACUCUUUCAGGAUCCUUUAUGUAGCCAGUCAUGCCAGCUGAGGCUUUGUGGGGUUUUUGAGUCUUUGAGUCUCAAGAGGGAACCACAUAAUUACAGUGGUACCUCGGUUCUCAAACUUAAUCCAUUCCGGAAGUCCGUUCCAAAACCAAAGCGUUCCAAAACCAAGGUGCUCUUUCCCAUAGAAAAUAUUGCAAAAUGGAUUAAUCCGUUCCAGACUUUUAAAAACCACCCCUAAAACAGCAAUUUAACAUGAAUUUUACUAUCUAACGAGACGAUUGAUCCAUAAAAUGAAAGAAAUGUACUGCAGCCACGGAAUCAAUCAAUCAGUAGCUGAACUGGGUUCCACACAGUCACAAAAACAAAAAAAGAGAGCCACAAAACCACAAAAUAAAUAGUAAAAACAGACAGACCUCAGUGUAACACUCAAAACGGAAGUGUGGCACUCAAAAUGGAGCAUGUUUGGCUUCCAAAAAGAGUUCGCAAACCAGAACAUUUACUUCCAGGUUUGCAGUGUUUGGGUUCCAAGUUGUUUGAGUACCAAGGCAUUUGAGAACCAAGGUACCACUGUACUGUGGAAGGGGGCUGAACUGCUGAUGUUCUCCUGGCAUGAGGUACAUGGCUGGGCCUCUGCUCAACUGUCCAUGUGUUAGAAGGGAUAUCUGAAGUGAAGACUUCAGAUGUAAGUAUGUAGCUUCUUCACUACAGAUACCCAUUUUAACACAUGGCCUUCUCAGCCAGCACCAUGCUGGCCUCACUUUUGAGUAAUUGAUAUGUAAAAGGGGCUUUAUUCUCUAACUUGGGACUUCCCCUCAUUGCUUUAACUCUACUGCAAAACAACAGACAGAUGUAUAAAUGGAACUUUCUUUUACUGGACCCACAGAAAUAGAACAAAAAUAGGAACCCAUAAAGGAACUGGAAGUAGGAAGAAGUAGAAAGACAAAGGAGAUAUUUAUUAAUCUGACGUGUUUUGGACCCUACUGUUCAUUCUUCAGGGAAAUUCGGGAAAAUAAAGACUUGACAUUUAUAUGUCCUGUCUCUCUUCUGAGUUUUCCCAAAGAAGGACCAGAAGAGUCUGAAAUGCAUUAGAUUAAUAAAUCUCUCUCUCGUCUAUUGUUUUGCUUCUGUGUAAGUGAAAUUAUUUAAAAUAAAUCUCCCCCCACACAAAAAUCCUUAAACCCCACCCCUUUCCAGUUUUUCCUCUUGUUUUGCUCUCAUCUGUAGACUCCUGAACAUCAAAAAUAAUCCACUUAAUGAUAUUGUUGUACACACCCCACUUCUCUAAACAGAAGUUCCAGGAGCAUGAUGCUUACCUGGGCUCUGUUCAGACGCCAUUUUGUAACAUUUGAGUUUAUUCACAACGAGUUUGUAUGUAGGUGAACUAAGCUGCAGAUGUUUUGAACUACAACUCCCACCAGCCCCACUGGGGUUGAUGGGAGUUGUAGUCCAAAGCAUUUGGAGGCCUCUAGGUUGGAGAAAGCUGGUUUCUUCAAAACACAGUCCAAUCCAUUGUCUCACAUCUGAUCUCACAGGGAAAGACAGCCCACAAAAGGCUAGGAACCUCUGACUCUUCCUCACUAUCUUCCUCAACAAUUAUCUGUCUUUGGUUCCCUUUUGCAGAACAUUAUCCUUGGCUGGGGAGGACAGGGGAUUCCAAAUCUAUAAUUUUCAAUUAUAGAAGAGAUUUUAAAUUACUGUGACCAAAAGCCUCCCGGGCCUAUUCAGAAGCCUGUUUUGAGCUGAAAGCUUAUUUCCGAUGCUUCAGAAAACGAAAAUAACAAAAGCCUGCAAAUAGGAAUAGCAAGCAAACUUGCAGAGUUUAAUUUUCUGGAUGCGCAAUGUAUGCACGCUCUGACAAUUUGGUCCUUUCUCAUGUAUAUUUUCAUGAUUCAGUGGUUGUUAUCUCAAAUGUCUUUGACAAAAAAAGGAGAGAAAGUGCAUCUCCAUCGAGCACUUGCUCAUCAAAUUGCAAGCGUUUUCAAAGAAAUCAGCCUCACCUUGGACGGUAACUGCUUACUGGUACUUCUACUGAACUGCUGAGAUUACCAAGCCCUCUUUAUGGCUCCCAAACAGACAUCUAGGGAAGCCAGAGGACUUCUCUGGUUAGUUGCAAUACCACCCUUAACUGUUACAUAUGCAUAUGGACUUAUCCAUUUGCUUAAAUUGGGCUGGAGGACAAGGUCUGUGCCAUGCCCUAGAUUGGUGGAACCAACGUCAAAAGAGUGGACACUGUGCAGGUACCUGCAACAGAUCAGGUGCUGCUGCUUUCCCCCAAUGCUGCUAGAGGUGAGCCUGCUAGGCAAAAGGGACCCCAGGGUGGUAUUUUGCUGGAGCUGCCCUGACAAGCAAUACCAGCCUUGGCUCUGGACUUGCUUUCCUUAGAAAGGCACUGGAUUAUCACAGUCCAGUCGAAGCAAAAUACAAACGAGACUGUACCCUAUCGAAAAACAAAAGCACAUUUGGGAAAAAGUAUAUGCACCUAUAGAGGUAAAGCUCUUAUCACCCCAAGAUUAUUCGUUUUCAGUCCCAAUGCCUUUUGCAUUGUAUUUAUUUAAACAGUAUAUAUAUACUGCUUAACUGCGGUCAUCUCUAUGCGGUAUAAAAGAAACGCAAUACAGAAAUGUUAAAAAUAUUUAAAACUAUAAAACCAGGCUUCAAUUAAAAUAGCUGGUGGAUUUUUUAUUUUUUUAAAGUUAUAAUAAUUAUUAUUUAUACCCCGCCCAUCUGCCUGGGUUUCCAACAGAAUGAUGAUGAUGAUAAAGUGAUAAAACACCAAACAUUAAAAACUUCCCUAAACAAGGAAGUAGGUGCUGAAAGUUGAACAGAGAAUGGGUCUGUCUGACCUCAACUAGAAGGGAAUUCCAUAAACUUGGGCCCGCAAUACUGAAGACACAAUUCCUGGUGAAUGUGAAUACAUAGUCCCCCUAUGUAUUCAAACCAUAGGGGACUACGAACAGUGACUCACCCCAAGACCUCAGUGAUUAGAUAGGGAUAGAAGGGAUUAGGUGGUCCUUGAGUUAUCCUGGACCCUAGUUACUAAGGACUCUGUAAAUCAAUACAUUAGAAUAUUGGUGCAUUAGAAUUUAAAUUCUAAAAGAAAUGGUUUCUUAGUUCAUUGUGGAAAACUGAAUCUCUCUCUUGAAGGGCAUAUACAUGGGAUGUUGGAAUUCCUGUAUUUUAUUGAAUCUAAGAAGAUUGGUUUAUAUAGGACAUAUUUGCCGACACAAAUCACUAACAUUUCCGUGUUUCCACAUCUUACCAGAUAUAAACUUGUUUCUUUGAAACGCAGUGGUGGAAGUACAGCUUGGAAUCGCUGUUCAUGAGGAUGUCAAAUAAUAUUAAAUCCACCAAAGUCUAGCUUAUGCUGGAUACUAGUGAGUUCACAGGACAUACCGUUUUGAUAAAUACAUUACACUUAACAAGACAAAAGCUCUUGGUUGUGUCUUGGGGAUAGAAUGUCAAAGUUCACUUCUUUAAUUUCCUGUACUCUCUCUCUCUCUCUUUCUUUUUUAGAACUUCCCCUUGAGGAUUUGGGAAAGAUGAUAUGUGCACAUCCUGAAUAACUAGCAAGAAACAUUAAAAGAAUGAAAG